Mus musculus (house mouse) is the source of this 46067-nucleotide messenger RNA. Its product is annotated as predicted gene, 41607. The record is from RefSeq and is a predicted model, not a curated record. The transcript has a single exon. The coding region runs from base 11345 to 12259 and encodes 304 amino acids. Lineage: Eukaryota; Metazoa; Chordata; Mammalia; Rodentia; Muridae.
GAUUGCAGGGAGGUUAAAACAUUUAAGAACUCUUAUUAAAAGUAGGUUUUGAAAACUUUAAGACUACACUUAUGCUUGUCUCCAACUAGCUCUUACCUUGCUUUAGUCCGUUUAUACUAUUUUAUAUCUGCCACGUUAAUUAGCUUAGUUUCUGAUUUCCUCCAAGUCUCGGUGGCAAAUCUCUAGUGCCUCUUUCUUUCCCAGAGUUCCUUUCUCUGCCCAGAAGCCCCACCUUACUAUUUUCCCAUUUGCUAUAGAUCAUAGGCUUCUUAGUUUAACCAAUCAGACGGUGCCUUAGGCAGGCAAGGAAGAGCAGAGACACAUCUUCACACAAUGUACAACACAAGGGAGAGAGGGAAGAGGAGAGAGAAAGAUGACUUUUAAUACGUAGACACAUUUUACAUCUACUAAUUCAUGAGGCUAUUUCAUUUGUACACUAAGUCUUAUUACUAAAGUCUAUGGGAACUAUUUACGCAUAGCUUAGAAAGACAGCCUUUCACAAUUGCAUUUCGAUCUUCCUAUGUGGGGUGGAAUAUGUGUAUUCUUCAUAAUCACUUCUUACAUCCUGUUGUUAAAGUACAUUGAUGAAAAUAUCUUUUGUACUGCUGGGGAGUGACCCCAGGUGAAUAUGGAUGGAAGGUGUGUAGCUAUGAGUCAUAUUCCCUCCCUAAGAGGAGCCUCCUAAUAACGUGCUGCUUUAUUUAAAAGCUGCAACCAUGGGGAGGGAGCUCGGCUUACAUCCUUUAGUCUGAGAAGCUUUGGGGAGUGCUUUUUGUUUUGGUUUAUGUUCUCAUUUUAAAGACACAGGACAGUUGUGAUGAUAGAUUUAUUUUUUCAUUACCCGAGUGCUGUUGUACCCCAGAUGCCAUCUGAGGCUUUAAAGAUAUACUGAGGAAACCUUUGAAUGACAUACUUAGCUUACAAGUUUGUUUUUCUCUCUGUUGCUGUGAUUUCAUGAUCUGAAUAUUUUGAUUGUGCUAACGAUUAAACCCCAAGAGCCUUGUGAAUGCUAGGCUAGUAGUGCAGCACCUGAGGUAUAUUCCCAGUUGUUCUUAAUUGUUAGUAACACCCAAGCACACAUUCCAGCCACAGGACUGCUCUUUAUGUUACAUAUAAUAAAAUUUUUUUUCUCUUCCAUGAAAUAUCUUAGUCAGUAAAGGCCGUGGUCAAAAUUGAAGCCAAAUUUUACAAAGGUGAAAUUAAGCACAUGAAUUUAUUUGAUGUAACUCACCUUGAAUAAUGUGGGAUGCUUUCGAAUCUGAAUUUAAGCUAUGCUUAUUUAUGUAUCAGUCUUUUAAGGUUGUUUCUUUCCCUCUGUAACCACAACUUUAUUUAAAAAACGACCCCCACGUAGGAAAGCAUUUCAAAAGAGAACCUUACCAAGUCAAACCUAACUCAUUGGUGGAUGGGCUAAACUUACCAAAUUUAUGGUAAUGCUGUUUUUGAAGAAACACAAAUUCAGAAAGCCGUGAAGGUCGUAGCUGUGUUGCUCUCUAUGAACCGAGCACAUGUCUGCCUAACCGACCCUGUAGGCUGGCACAGCAAUGUUGAUCAACCUCUUUGUUCCAAAGGCCGAGGGACUGGAGCAGGGUAGUGUCUACCCUCCUGUACCCGCAGGAAGCGUUAAGAUGCUGCUCCUGUGUCAGCCACCCCCAUCUCCCCCACUGCUUUUGGAAGGAAAUGAAGGGUACAUGAAUGUUAAUUGUAAAACCAACACAGAUAGUGUGGUGCAGCAUAUGCUAACAAUACAGAGGCUUAAUGACAGGGGCACAAUUAGAAGCAAGAGCGACGCCAGGACCCGAUGAAGCCACGCUUGCAGUCAGUGGCUGCCUCUUCCCAUUUCCCUCUGUUUCCUGGAUAGUAACACCAAGGGAAUCUAGUCAUGCGCUAAUUUGUAAAGUUUGGUAACUAGAAUUAACUUGAAAACAUAUUGAAACAGUAAGGAGUGGCUUUUAUUAUUAUAACAGAGGGGAUCAAUUAAUUUCAAAAUAAACACACUAUGCUGGCCAUACUUUAUUACUUAGAGCUUCCUGUACAAUGAUUAAUUUGAGAAACAACUUACUAGGCAAUGCUUCUUCAUUAGAGUAUUAGAUGUUUUUAUUUAAUUGACAAAAAUAUGAAUGAUGUAAUUUUGUUAAUUCUGUUAGCUCUGUAUUCCAGAACUUCCCUCACUUAGUCUUUGGUGAGAAGAAAAUAAACUUCUUUCUGAAGUUGAGGGUCUUGGUUUCUCAGAGUUAACAAUGGCCCUAUUAUGCUGCUUCCAACUGAGAAAGGCUAGGAAGAGCUUCACAGCUGGCUGGCCACCUGACAUGCCCAAGGCAGGUGCUGUGCCCUCUCAUGGAGCCCUGGUUCUUCCUGGGGAGAAGAGCACCUUCCAUUCCCCUCAGAGCUUAAUUUAUUCCCGGUUCUGAUGAGAAUAAGCUUGGUGAUUUGGGAUUAGUGGCGUUCCCCACGCACAACCUCAGGACAUGAUUAUCCACACCAGGGUCAGGCAGGCUCUUCCCAUUUGACCUUGUAAGUUUUUACCCUGGGCACUUAACAAGAGUGAUAGGGUUGGCUAGAAUGUCAUAGUCCCUUGAAUUUAUGUAUACUUAUGCCUUCUUUUGCAUUUACCUGAGACUGGCCUCAUAAAAUCCAUUAACUCAGUAAGUUGUUGAAGAUAUUAAUAUAUAAGUUGGGGAAAUCUCAGUCCUAGAAUAUUUUCUUUCAGAACCCAUGUGCUCUUUGAAUUUACACUAUAUGCAGAAUACAUAUGCAACACAUAAAUAAAACAGAAAACAAUAGCUUGCUCCUAAGGCAGGAAAGAUUUGGAGACAGGGAGGAAGCAAGAAGCAAGUGGAAGGAAACGAAUGAAUGAAUACAACCCAAAGAAUUCUUUAAAUUCAAAUAAUUCAUCACAGAGAGGGCGAUUAGGAAGCUCAUCCCAUGAUCAGCAAACUAUCCCAGUUAUAGAGUGUUUGACUGUGGUGGAAGCCUGCUGGCUGGACUGGUUCUGCCAGGCCUCAGCUGGCCUGGCUUCUACUGAGUGGGUGGUGGGUAUAUAUGUGUUGAGUGGGCUCAGUCUUCUCUGUAGGGGAAGAAAGACUACACUCCCAGCCUGACCAUCAGAAAGCAGCUGAUAUCCUUCAGUCCGUCACAGUCUUCAGACAUGUGGGCUUGUGAUCAAGAGGAAAGAAACAGUCUGUAAUUAAGACUUUUGAAACUUGGCUGUAUUUUCUGCCUUAAUUGUAGAAAUAAGUAGAAAAGAUUGAAUGAAUUCAUCUAAAUUUUAUCAUUAAGAAGAGGUAAUGGGAGGAAGUAGAAGAAAGAAGGAAAAGGAAAAAAAAAAAAACCCCACAGGGGAGAAAAGAGAGGUUAUGCAUAUAUCAGAGAAGUAAGACAAGAAACAAACGAAAACAAUGCCUAAACAUUUUAGAGUCAUUGGUUCAACUUAGGGGUCAUGCUAGAUGUUUAAAGAAUUUAAUUAGACAGUAAAUAACCUAUGCAGCCCAGGCUUGGUGGACUACACAACAGUGUGGCAUUUUACUUGUCCAUAUAGAUAAAAUGCAGUAAGAGACAAGUGCAGAGGGUGUUCUACAGAGGAAGAUAUGAGGAGUGUCUUUGGAAGAAGAGAAUAACAAGGGUGUUCAAAUAAGGACAACAUAAUUUAAAGACAGAUCUGAAUGAUGUUUACAUUUUAGAAAGUGCAAGAUGUUGGGUGUGUUUGGCUCACAGCUUAAAUUUGGAGUUUGGAGUCAGUGAGAGCUCUAGAGAUAGAAGUAGGGACCAGAGCAAGGGACCUCAGCUAGGAUGUAAAGCAAUUAUACAAAGGUAAAGCCUAUGGUUUCUAAUAGAGUCAUUAAAAAAAAACCACCACCUACAAGGCAUUGAGGGAGAGAUGAGAACCAGGACAUCUGGCUAUAGGAGGUUGCAGUGUUUGUUAUAGAGAAAAUAAUGGCAUCUUGAAUGUCAGUAAUAAACAUGGGAGUGAAAAGAACAACAUGAAUUCUAGGACCAUUCGGGUGUUUCUCAGUAUUCGUGAUGUGAGACCUGGAGACUUGAGAUUCUAGAACUUCUUCUGAUUUUUGGCUUAAUCACCCGAGAAAAUGGAACUUGGUAGAAAAUUGGAGAUUAUCAUUUUUUUGAUAAGAAUGAGCUCAACUUUGGACAUGUUCAACUUUAAGUGCAUGAAGAUGGGUGAGGCUGCGAUACUCAGUGACAGAAGUUGGAAUUAGAGAUCUGGAUUUGGAAGCUUCAGGACUUCAGAUAUCCACGCAGUCCAUGUGCAUGCCUGGGGUUUUAAGAGGAAAGACUAUAGUAUGAUUCAGAGGAAGGUAGAUGCAGAUAGUCUGUAGACCUUGGAAAUGCCAUGGGCACAAUGUCCCAUCUUCUUCAGGUCGCCUGUUUGUCAAGUGUUGUGUGGUACACACUGAUGCAAAUUUCUCUCACCUGUAGCUGUUUUCAUUACUUAUGGUGCCCAGCAUCCUGCAGAGGAUCUGAUAACUAUGUGAUAUAGCAGUUUCCAAGCUGUUCUCUGUAACAUCUAUUCUGUAAGAUGUUGAUGAGCAUAAAUUAAGUUCCUUUAUUGAAAACAGACAAGUGAAACCUUUUUGUUCAAAAAAUUAUGUGACUUCUUACAAACUUUUAAUAAGGCAUAUGGGAAUUUCUAAGGACAUUCAUAUUAGCCAGCUUUUAAAUUUUUCUUCCAGAUUACAUUGAUCCUGUAAUCUAAUUGAGGUUAUAUGGCAUUCCUCAGGUAGAGGCAUAUGUGGGGCUUAGAAUUCCUCACACAGUGUCAGAGAAGCAGAAGCCCUGCUAAUGAAGGGAGUCACCCUUAUUGUGCCAAGCACAGAGGCUAUCUAGUUAUGGCAGAUUUUGACUUUUAAUUAGCAGAGUUUUCCCAAAAUUUAUUUCUAUUUCAAACUGAGCCUUUCCAGUAUGUUUAAUUUUCUAAAACACUUAUAGUCCCUCACAAAGCAGCCUUACGUACCUGACAGAAAGCUCUCCAAGUAUUCAAGCACCUCUGUGGACUGGAAAGGGCUCAUUCCUGCUUCACUCAGGCAUUAUCAAACAGUGCCUAUUAGCUUAGUGUAAAUGUAACUCUUAUUGACCAGUUGUAAAUGUUGUCUCAGGCUUGCUGCUGAAUAAACAUACCCUUUCUAGCUUAUAUCUCAACUCUGACUAGCUGGUUCAAUUCAGUUGUUCUGGCCCAAACUCCCCUCCUACCUGACCGAUUCAGUCUGACUCUUCUCAGCUUCUCACUGAAUUGCUCUGCUUGACCUCAAACUAACCCUGACAAUCUGUUCUAAUCUUCUGGCUAUAUAUAUAUAUAUAUAUAUAUAUAUAUAUAAUUACAUAUUUUCCUCAAUUACAUUUCCAAUGCUAUCCCAAAAGUCCCCCCCCCCCUUCCACUUCCCUACCCACCCAUUCCCAUUUUUUUGGCCCUGGCAUUCCCCUGUACUGGGGCAUAUAAAGUUUGCAAGUCCAAUGGGCCUCUCUUUCCAGUGAUGGCCGACUAGGCCAUCUUUUGAUACAUAUGCAGCUAGAGUCAAGAGCUCCGGGGUACUGGUUAGUUCAUAAUGUUGCACCUACAGGGUUGCAGGUCUCUUUAGCUCCUUGGAUACUUUCUCUAGCUCCUCCAUUGGGGGCCCUGUGAUCCAUCCAAUAGCUGACUGUGAGCAUCCACUUAUGUGUUUGCUAGGCCCCUGCCUAGUCUCACAAGAGACAGCUAUAUCAGGGUCCUUGCAGCAAACGCUUCCUAGUGUAUGCAAUGGUGUCAUCGUUUGGAGGCUAAUUAUGGGAUGGAUCCCUGGAUAUGGCAGUCUCUAGAUGGUCCAUCCUUUUGGCUCAGCUCCAAACUUUGUCUCUGUAACUCCUUCCAUGGGUGAUUAUUUCCAAUUCUAAGAAGGGGCCAAGUGUCCACACUUUGGUCUCCAUUCUUCUUCAGUUUCAUGUGUUUUGCAAAUUGUAUUUUAUAUCUCGCUAUACUAAGUUUCUGGGCUGGAGAGAUGGCUCAGCCGUUAAAGGCUAGGCUCACAACCAAAAUCUUCUGGCUUCUUAUUCUCUGGCUUUAACUACCUCUGCUGACCUACACUGUAUGAACUGUGCAAACUGAACAGAACUUACAAAUGAACUCAACUGGACUGUAGGAGCUGCACUGACUGCACUGACCGACUUUCGCCCUGUGCCGUUCUUAAGCAGCUUCUCUUUCCUGUGCUGUUGUCUUGACUGUUGGACAUAUCCUAUCUCUGAGACAUUCUGUCAAAUCUUUUUCUGAUUCUUCACUUUGUCUGCCCCUCAGACUACUUCACUUUUAAAUAUGGCUCCUUCCUUCUAUAAAAAAUUUUACUUUAAAGUUGUAUAAUAAAGGUGUGUCUUCAUUCCAGCCAGAGGGAUUAAGGGUGUGUCUGUAUUCCAGCCAGAUCACACAGACCUGGAAAGUCUUUGGAUGUGAGUUCCCUUUGCCAGAGCAGCCAUGUUGCUGAAUUAAAACUUCUCUACAGCUUAGUCAAAAAAAAAAAAAAAAAAAAAAAAAACAGCCCUUGAGUAUUUCAAAUCAAAAUGUCAAGAUUACUAUUAGUCAGCUUACUUUAAGUGUUUUAAGUUAAAAGAAACCUAGAGUAUCAGAUUUCUUAAUGUGUCAGAUUCCUCUUAAAUCUUUCAAAGAUUAUAAACAUGUUUUACUCUUGGUGCAGGGAAGAGACAGCCAUUUUGUUUAUGUACCUUGAAUGCUUACGGUCCUAUCAGGACUCUGCACCCAGAGACUGUCGAUGGCUCCGUACACUUUCUAACCGCCAAAGCCAUCCCAGCUCUUCCUCAUAGUCUUCAACUACCAGUUACCAGGAGAUGAAUGCAAGCAUUUGAAAAGCGCUGGGGGAUUAUGGGGGAUUACGAUCUCCCUUCCCCUAACCAUGUGCUUACUAGGCUAGACUGACCACUUGUCUUUCCCCCUGAAUCUCUGUCUAAGAUUAGGGGCACUCUUUAGUAUUCCAGAUAAGAAAAGAAAUCUGCAACAUGUUUGUCAUUUCCUGUGGUUGUCUGGGCUGAGGACAUGAAAUUCUAUCCAACAGCUUGAGAGCAAUAUUAAAAAAUGAUGUAGUAUCAAAGUCAAUGAUAAAUAUGUUUACUGUAAGAAUUCAGAUGUGGCGAGUAGAUGGAGCGGUGUGAUUAGCAUUCAGUGGACUACCUCAGCUUGCCUUUUCAAGCUAACCAGGCCUGGAGCAUCCACAGUGUGCCAAGCAUGUGUGUGCUUCACCCAUUCUCAGGAGGAAUUUCACACCUUUGAAAGUAUUUCUGAUAUACAGAAUUUGAAAAACAAAUUCCACAGAGGAGAAUAUAAAAGUCACUUAGCAACCAACACCAUCACAAACAGCACGGGGCCAGUGAACAUACAGCUUUAUUUCUUGUUAUUUGCUAUAAUAUUAUUUUCUUGCCUAGUUUGUUUCAACCAGACACUAGUGAUGUGUACCUAAUUGUCUUUCAGUAACAACAUUCAGUUAAUAUAAACAAUGAUUUAUGCUUGAUGUCAUCCUGAAUUUAUAAUAAUUUGGAAACUAGAGAAAAUGACUUUUAAGGAAUCAAUGUAAGGAGCUUACUUAAACAUAGAAUUUAAGAGAAAAAAGAUCUCCACUACUCACAGUAAAUCCAUAAGUGAUUGUAAAAUUUGGGGUGUUGCAGAAUGUAAACCAGGCACAUUUUAUUUUCAUAAAAUGGAGAAGCAGCUUUGGGGAGGUGCUUUCUUCUGUGUGGGUUACAGAGAGCAACAUCCAAGGUGAGAUCUUGGACUUUGAUGUACAGGGUUGCUGUGCAAAGCGUACACCUAGUCCAUGAGUCUGCUUCUGUAACUGAAAAGACAUAUAGAUGAAAGAAUUAUAAAUACCUUUUAUUUACAAAAGCUAUAAAUUCAAAAGUUAAAGUUUAUUAUUUUACAUAUUUCUCAAUUUGUACUUUGUUUAUUUGUUUUUGAAAAAUAAGAUUUCUAAAACAGCUGUGUACAGCUUCACUCUGGACUGGACAUACUGGUGUCUCAUACAGGGUAGAUUCAGAACGAGGAAAUAUUGAGUAGAAUGAUUUGGGUAAACACUUUACACUAUAAAAGAAACAAAGAGUCAACCCCUUUGAUGUGGUAAGUGUCUCAGUCUGUGGGCAUAUGCCUCCAGAGAACGCUUAGUUUUCAGAAGCUGACUGUGUGAGGGUCUCUCAGCACUGCUUGGUUUCUGAAGCUAACAUUUCAUUUUGGAGCCAUUUCCACACCUCAUCUCUGUUCCUCACUCUCCUGGACUGGCUUCCAUUAUUAUCUCCAUUCAUAUUUUCUCCCAUCCUUGAUACAUUGCACACAACUUAAGAAACUACAAUUAUCCCAAGAGGGUUGUUUUUCAAGUCUGUGCAGUGACUGGAUUUGCUGUAUACCCACAGAGUGUAAGCUCAGGCAUCUCAGAGGGACUGUCUCCAUAGCAAACAUUCUCAUCCUCCCAGCUGAGAUUGAUGGGCUUUAGAUCGCUCUUCCCCUUGGCAGUGCCUAGAGUCUCCCAGCCAGUGAGUGCUUUACUUGUGUGCAGGGGACUCUUCAGUGGUUUGCUUCUCUGAGAUCUCUGCCUGCACCUCCUUUGUUCUCUGGCAACAGGUUUGUGCCCCAAAGUUAAUGUUUGCCAGAUGCUGGGUCUGCGAACAUCAAAUAUUGUCUGUACCAACAAGGGCCGUGUUGAAGUUAUGAACUUGACAAAUGCUGGUUGAGAGUUUAUGAUGUGGUCACAUUUUGUUAGUUCCUUCCACAUUGGGAAUAGUGGUGACUGGAGACUGACCACAGACCCUGGUGGGAAUGCUAGUCUGUCCAUUUCUAUACUACUCGGAGAUUAUAAAAAAAUGAAAAAUGCUUUUGAGGGAUCAGAAAGUUUGGUCUGCAAUUUUCAUAUAUAAUUGGACUUUGUAUACAAUAUAAUUCAAUACACAUUAUGAAUUAUCCAUCCACUAAUUUGUAGGCAUAUUUUAUUCAGAAAUGCUAACAACAUAUUUUAUUUAAUUAUCAAGAAAAGGUACAUUAUAUACAUUCACAUUAAGAACACUCUUAUAUAAAGACUAUAUUUCAUUCACUGUCACAUAAAUGUUUACAGAAAAUUCCAAAGUACUUUACCUCUAGCAUUGAUAUCUAUGUUAUGUAGUCUUCAAUAUCCUAUCAGACAGUUGAAAAGUACUGAUUUAAUCAAUCUGUAAAAAAAUAUUUCCUAACCUUUCAACCUCUUUUUCCUUCCUUCCUUCCUUCCUCCCUCCCUCCCUUCCUCCCUCCCUCCCUCCCUCCUUUCUUUUCUUUUCUUUUCUUUUCUUUUCUUUUCUUUUCUUUUCUUUUUUCUUUUCUUUCUUUCUUUCUUCCCCCCCUCUUUUCUUUCUUUUUGCUUCUUUCUGUCUUUCUUUUUUAUUUUUAUUAUUGUCUUUGGCUUACUUCUGUUCAUAUUCUGAAGCACAGUGUUUGCAGAUAGUUAUUUAUAUGUAUGAAUUCACUGGCUCAUUCUAGUGCGAAAUAGGUCAUUCUGGAACAGUGAGAAAUGUGAUUGCUGAAUUUCAAGCAGUUUUUGCUGCUCAGCUGGAUCUGAAGCAAAAGAAAGGGGGUCAGGGCAGCACUUGUUGAAGAUUUCUUGUUGCCAUUGUCCAGGAGCACUGCUGAAUGUGGUGUCUUCUCUGUGCUUAGGAAGAAGGGAGAGGGUUCGGCUCUGAGGUUCCCAGCGGCUGGCACAUUUUGCUAACUACUUACUGAUAAAAGGAAACAUAAAAGAUCACCUUAAUUAACAGGAUGAAGGAUUUUUUUCCUUAAAUGAUUAAGUAUAGUCAGCACAAACAUGCUACUUUUAAUGGACUAAAAUACUGUGGAAGGAUAGAAACCCAAUACAGAAUUAAUGAGUGACUAUUCUCAUCAAAAAUGACAAAACCUUUAAUAAAACAAUGAAAAUACCUUGGAAAAAAUAUAUUAUUAAUAUUUUGAAAAAUGAAAUUAGUUAACCCAGUGCCUUCUUACCCUGUGUGGAAAUGAACUUGCUAAACCGGAGUUAUGUUUAAGCAGUUAUCUAUUUGCAAACUUAGUUAAGGAUCCAUCAAUUAAAAUCUAAUUUGCAUUAUCAAGGGGUUAUAAAUCCAUACAUUACUUCAUAGGGUUUUUUUUUUGUGUGUGUUAAUAACAGCUCUAAUAAACUAUAAUCUUUUUCAUUAGUAUCUAUUUUAGAAAUUUCUGAUGUUCUCUAUUUGGAAAUACUCUUAUUCUAUUUUUAAUUAUUAAUAUACAUGGUUUCUGUAUUUAAAAACAAGUAUGUAUUAUUGAAGAAUUUAUUUCAAUUUAAGCUCAAAGAAAGGACCACAUAAGAGAUUAAUUCAAAGUAUGCUUCAGGUUCUGGCUGGGUGUUCUUGAAUCAAGUGGUUUUUCUCGUAUGAAUUUUAAAGCAAGUGAGUGAAUGAGCUGACAGAGCAGCAGGAGCCCUGCUUGGCUGCUCAGGGAGGCGGCCUCACCAUCAGAGCAGGUGGAAACAGUCACACCUUCCUGCCUGGGCCCUAAGAUGCUUUACCACUUUGCUGACCUGUAAGUCAGAGGAAAAUAAAGCCAUUAAAUCUACUACAUGAAAGCCCGUUAGACGAAAAUCUUUGCUAUGAAGCAGAAAUCCUUUUUUCUACGUUUUCAACAGGGUCGGUGUGUUGUUACCCCCACUCUCACCACCAUAACCCAUAUGGGCUUAAUGAACUGAGUAUCAUGAAAGUGAUUGUUAUAAAUGUAGUAGCAAUGUUAAAGGUAUGGCAAAAUCAUGCAUUUCAAUCCUACAUUAUUGUUUUCCUAUAUUUGUUUUAUUAAAUGUAUACAGAAGUAUAGUUGAGUAGUACUGCAUGCCUUAGAAGCUUGGGAGUAAAAUACAUAGUUCUCUACUUUGUACGUGCAAUAAUUUUUUUCUUGAUUAUAGGUGAGGAUCUUGUGACAAAAGAUAGGUUUACAAGAGAAAAGUACUUUCAGUUUUGUUCAGUACAGCAGCCUUCAAAAUGAAGCCCUAAUGAAAAUAGGAAGCCAGUGUGUCUUUUUUGUGCUAGGUUUGAUGAAGAAGAGGAUUGUCAUGGAGUUGUGUGCAAAGGAGGUAUGACCAUUGGUUAUCAACUUGGGGGGACUUUUCAAGGCCUGUUUGUUCAGAAACUUUUUUGGUGUCUCUGUGUCUUCAGAGAUUAGAAUUCCCACUUUAUCUGGAGAUGGGAGUGUUCUUCUCACUCCAGCUCAGGGGAAGCUCAGAACACUUCUUUCCAAGCUUUGUGAUAAGCUUCCAAGCAGAUUUGGGUAAGGAAACCCAGAGAUGACAUCUAUUCUUGGUGAUUGCUCAGAUACUAAGGCACCAUAUUUGAGGAAAUGCAUUCUAACAACCAUGAGUUCCCUGCAGUGUUCUUUACCCAUCAGUCCCUGCAGUGUUCUUUUCCCAUCAGUCCCUGCAGUGUUCUUUUCCCAUCAGUCCCUGCAGUGUUCUUUUCCCAUCAGUCCCUGCAGUGUUCUUUUCCCAUCAGUCCCUGCAGUGUUCUUUUCCCAUCAGUCCCUGCAGUGUUCUUUUCCCAUCAGUCCCUGCAGUGUUCUUUUCCCAUCAGUCCCUGCAGUGUUCUUUUCCCAUCAGUCCCUGCAGUGUUCUUUUCCAAUCAGUCCCUGCCGUGUUCUUUUCCCAUCAGUCUCUGCAGUGUUCUUUUUCCAUCAGUCCCUGCAGUGUUCUUUUCCAAUCAGUCCCUGCAGUGUUCUUUUCCAAUCAGUCCCUGCAGUGUUCUUUUCCCAUCAGUCUCUGCAGUGUUCUUUUCCCAUCAGUCUCUGCAGUGUUCUUUCUCCAUCAGUCCCUGCAGUGUUCUUUUCCCAUCAGUCCCUGCAGUGUUCUUUUCCCAUCAGUCCCUGCAGUGUUCUUUUUCCAUCAGUCCCUGCAGUGUUCUUUUCCCAUCAGUCCCUGCAGUGUUCUUUUCCAAUCAGUCCCUGCAGUGUUCUUUCUCCAUCAGUCCCUGCAGUGUUCUUUUCCAAUCAGUCCCUGCCGUGUUCUUUUCCCAUCAGUCCCUGCAGUGUUCUUUCUCCAUCAGUCCCUGCAGUGUUCUUUUCCCAUCAGUCUCUGCAGUGUUCUUUCUCCAUCAGUCCCUGCAGUGUUCUUUUCCCCUCAGUCCCUGCAGUGUUCUUUCUCCAUCAGUCCCUGCAGUGUUGUUUGCUCUCUGUUUCCAACAGUGCUAUUUACCUCUUAUGCCUCUGACUUUUGGAAGACAAGUCUUUAGGGGAAGCAGACAGGAAGAUGCUGUGUCCUAGAACAGCCUGGCUUCAAGAUACAGACUUAGGAUUCAUAGGAGACCUCCACUCGGUGCUGAAAAGACUGUUUAGGACGGUUUCAUUGCAGUAGGAGAACCAUACUGUUAUGUUAAGUGUUCACUAACCUUUACUCAUGUCUUUGACUAAACAUAAGGAUCUAGUUGUUAUCUGAAAAUGUAAUGGCUGCACUCAUUCAUGGAUCCAUCUGUCACCCUUCAGACAUUUUAGACACUCAACUCAGAGGCUAUACGCAUGAGUGAUCCAAAGAACUUAUAGUACUUGAUAGCUUUCUGAGAACUUUCAUUGAGUUCAUCUGAAUAUUUAUGCAUUUAUUCAGCAAAUACCUUGUAACCUUCCUAUCCUUAGCACUCUAGCUAGCCCAGUAGGCAAAUGGAGACUCUACGUCUGGGUCAGCAUCCAGUAGAUGCAUGUAAGUGAACAAGCAAGAACACUGGUCUCCACCAGGCAGGGGCUAUAGGGGAGAGGGUGUGCAGCUGAAGGGUGUGCAUUCUUCUGUAGGACGAUGAAGCUUCCCUUCAUGGAAGAGAUGGCACGAGGUAAAGAGUAAGCCAUGGAGAUAAACGGGACAGCAGGGGCUAACUACAUCCUUGAAACAGGAGCAUACUGGUGUGACACAGAAAAGAAUUUGCGUAGCCAGAGCAGAGCUGGUGAGCAACAGGCAAAUUCUAUUUCUGUCCUGUCCUGGCAGUCUGAUGUAUAUCCCACAAAAAUUAUUUAGGAUUAUGAUUUACAUUACUUAGGACAUGUACUCAUCGUAUAUCCUGAAAGAUAACCUGAAAGAUACACAGUGAGCAGGUAGCUUUGGGGAAAGGAUGGAAGCAGAGAAGUCAGGGAUGGGUAAAGUUGUAAGAGAGGUGGCAGUAAUGUGAAUUUUGGUGGUUGCAACAAAAGUUAUGGCAGGCGGUUGGAAUGUUUUGAGAAUGCAGCCAAUAGCAUUUACUGCAAAAUCAUUGUGGGGCUGAGAAGAGGAGUCAGAUGUCUUGGCACACACUCUGUUCCUGAGAUGAUCAACAUGGCAGCUAAGCAGUGGAGGUUUCGGGUGCUAAGUAGUCUCCCAAGCUUAUUUGUUUCAGAACCAGGUAAGAUAUAAUUUGUAAGAUUUUCCCAGGCCAUUGCUUCUUUUCUUUUUCCUUAAUUUCAAAGGAGGGAGGUGGGAGGCAAGGCACUGUUCGAUAUAGUAGAAUUCUGACCAUAAAGAUAAUUUACUAUUUUGUCACUAAAAUGACUAUAGAAAAUUUCACUGUUGCUUUGUUUUGAAGAUCUGUGGUCAGAAUUCUAUCUAGAUCUGUUCUUUUACAAAUAUUUCUUUCCCACUUGAUGGAGCCUUUACUAAGUAGGACCGGGUAGAUGAUUGGCAAUUGCAUGCCAGUGAGAGAAAGGGCCACUUAAAGAGGGACUCUUACACACCAGAGGCAGAACAGAACAGAACUGAGAAGUGAAAAUGUAAAAGAAUUCCAUUUAGUGGUGGAGUCUCUGCGGCCUAUUGUUCCCUCCAAGAGGAUGGUCUCAACCUUCCUUUCCCGGCUAGGCAGAGGGGCUUGGGGAUUUAGCUCAAUGGUAGAAAACUUUCUAAGGCCCUCAGUUCAGUUUUCAGUUAAAAGAAACAAAACAAAAAAUGGAAAGAAAAACAAACCUAAGAAACCCAAAGUUACUAGCUAGAGGGGCAGAGGAUAGUUGGAUGGUUUGAGUGCAGCCAAGGAAAGUAGCAGAUUGUCACAGCAAUCUAGUUUCUCCUCCUAUUCUGUCUGGGUGCCUGCCAAAGUGAAGGCUGACCUUAUUCAGCCCUCAGUUGGGCUCUGGUAUAUAUUUUAGUAGGGCUGUUAGCUAAGGAGUGAGGGGAAGGAACUCUGAAGCUAGAACUGGCUUUGAGCUCUGGCUGACUGCUUUCUACUUGAGGGGUCGUGAGUAGAUCUUGACCUGUAUGAACCUCAGUUUCCCACAGUGUGAAGCAACAUCAUCAGGCCUUUACUUUUUGUGAUGACUCAGCAAAUUAUAUGAAAAAAUAUAUUUUCCUUUUCACCUCUGACUUUUUUAUUCUCACCUGUGCACAUUUUUAGAGAUAGUAAUUUUGAUUUGAUAAAAUAGAGUUGAGUUCUAGGUGGCCCUUCUUCCUUUGUGACUGUUAUGAAUAUCAGUAGUUGUGUCAACAGAAAAGAAUGAAAGCUGAGCUCCUAUUUUGCCCUGUCUCGUUUGAAGGAAUUUUGCAGUUAAAUCUAGGGUGAGCAGUGAAGUGUAGAGACCAUUUCUGCAGACACUUGGGUUGAACAUGCCUCUUUAUGUUCUAGCCUUUAAAGCCGUGUCCCACAUUUCCCGUUUACACUUAGAACUCUGCAGUGUAUCCAGGGUAAGCAGUGCUUGCUCCCUGCCUUCUUUGUACUGAAAGGCAACCCUGAGAACAUAUGUGAGGUCUCAUGUCACAAUCCCAACAGGCAGACUUCCAUACUGCAGCUUUGAGCAAUUGCGAUUCAUUGAGUGAAGCCAAGCUGGCACUCCAGCCUUCUCUCCACCUGCUUCACUCUUUCUGAGCCACCACUGCCAUUGCCUGUUAUUCUCUAUCUAGCAUUGAAGGUCCAUUCCAGUCUGCUCUAUGAAAUGACUUUUCUCUCCAUUCAUGAGAAUUCUUUUUGUUUACGGUCACUUUUCAUUAUAAGUGAGAACCAACCUUCCCCCCACCCUUGCCCACCAGAACUUUGUGAAGAGAUUAGUUCUUUUGUUCCACAAAGGUCCUAUAUGUAUCUUUCUGCUUACUUGUAAGUGUGUGGUCAAAUCCAUCACACAAACAGGACCAGGCAAUGUGAGCAGUGCACAUAUUUUUCUGCAGGACUACAUGUCCUCAUAUACUGCACUCACUGAAUCCUAUCCUCACAUCUGCUAUUUGGUUCCCCUUGAACUUGUCAUGUGUGUUUGUCUUCUGAUGAAAAUAAGCUUCUUGGAAGGCAGAAACCACAUCUUAAGCUCUUGAGCUUUCCUUUGCUAUCAGAGACGCACAGAGGCUGGUUGUAUGGGGUACUCCAUAAGCAUUGCACAUUUAAUUGGACAUUUUGAGCCUGUAGCUUACUUAGAUUGAUGUUCUACAAAUGCAGAAGUCUUAGAAGAUUGAUUAAUUUCUUUAUUUUAAAUGCAGGUCAUCUUUCUAGUGAAAGUGACAUUGAGCAAGACAAUUACAUGUAAAUUAAUAUUUAGAGUGAAGGAAUGGAUCCAAUUGAUGAAGGAAGAUGAGGAAGCCUAUCACAGGCAGAGUGGCUUACACAGCUUACUUUGAAUAUCAGAGAAGGAAAAGGAAAGAGAACGUCAACACAGAAAACCGUGGAAGUGACUCGCUCAGAGACCAAGAAGGCUGAGUGGUUGGAAACUUUUUGAUGAGUAAAAUACAGAGAGUUAAUAUAAAAGUUACCUAGGACAAUUGCUCCUCCUAACUACAAUAGAAGCCACAGUGGCUUCCAAAACUCUGAAAAGAGAGAGAAACCUUGUGGGAAAUAAAAGAGAAAAUAUCUUCUUUGUCCGUAGAUAGUUGAAAUAUUUGGCUACAAGAUUAUAAAAUGCAUGAUAAAAUACACAACCUGACAUAAAAGGGAAGACAUUUUUUUCUCACCAGAUUUGUUUCCUUUUGGAUUUAAUUACUUUCUUAAGUCAUUAUCAGUAUUGUUUUAUAGCAAAGACUCAUAUUGAAGAUAUGAAGUCACAGAGUACUUACCAAAAUAAUCAUUUGAACAAGAACAGCAACAAAUAUGUUGUUUGUAGUCAGAGGCCAUGACUUGGCUUUCUGCAUUUUCAAAUGAAGGGUGAAUUUUGAAGCUCUUUGCCACUGAAAAGUGGAAAGAUCAGAGCUUCCAACUGUCAGCUGCAGGAAGCGGUGUGGAGCUGUAGAGGGUGAACUCCUAACUCCAGGUUACUGCUGCACAUCCUGGGAAGCUGCCAAGAUGGGCCUCUGCUCUGACUGCUCCAAAUUCUCCCCCAGUGAAUUCACAGCUGAUGGCUUUAAGCGGAGCACAGACAGAGUAACUGGCUCACACAAAAUAAAAACCUUUAGAGGCAGGAAAAAUGAUGUAUUCAUCCUUUUUCACAACAUGUUAUACACAUUUGCAAAGCACUCAGUAAUUCCGAAGGCAAAUAUCUCCCCCUACGAUCGGCUUCAUUGCGGUGUUUACAACAUACUUUACCGCUCCCCAUUAGCAACUGUUAUGACUUCUGUUUACUCUCUCAAGUCUGCCUUACGUUCGUCAUAACAGUAAAUAUCACUGACAGAAAAAAAGACAUGAGAAAAUUUUUUUGUCAUACGAUUUUUCUGUCUCAUAAAAGGUGUUAUUUACAUAUUUCUGCUACAUGUUCUUUAGAUGUUUAAACAUUAGUGAUAUCCAAAGAAAAUGCAUUCCUGAGGGGUGUUUGGCCUGAAGUAUAUUCUCAGGAAGGUUUUCAUCUUCUGAGUUUUAUGGUUGGCAGAGUACACCAGUGCAGACUGGGCAGUGGUGAACUUAAGUAGGCGUACUAAGGACAAGAUCCCCCCUGCCCCCCCAGUGGCUGUGGCCCAGCCUCUGUCUCCAGAUGCAUAGAGCUGAGUUGCCUAGAGAUCCACCCUUCACCAUGUACACUUCAAAUCAAAGCUCCAGUGUGAGCAUUGUUCUCUCUUUAUAGCUAUAGAAACAGUGGCUCAGAUAUAAAGAUCUUGACUUAAGUUCCAGGGAAUGUUGAAAUCAAGAUAGAUUCCAGUCUUCGUGAUUGGAAAGCGAUUUCCUUACCACAUUCUUGAUUUGUUGCCUCGAUUCUAAAAAUGGGAGAAAUAGAGCUAUUUUAGUCAAAUGAAGUUAAACUCGUAAUAAUUUAUUUUCCUAAGUUGAAACUGGAAAUAAUUUGGGGUUAACAACUUUAGUUUUCAAAAACAGUAUAUGUUACUUCUAACUUUGCGUGUUUGGGUGCUGGGAUGUCUGAUACUGUCAUACAGCUUUCCAUAUUCCAUAUCCCCAAACCUCACUCUUUAAAAAUGGAACUGCACGGCUGUAGAGAUGGCUCAGCAGUUAAGAGGACAGGCUGCUCUUCUAGAGGUCAUGAGUUCAAUUCCCAGCAACCACCUGGUGGCUCACAACCAUCUGUAAUGGGAUCUGAUGCCCUCUUCUGAUGUGUCAGGGAUAACGUUCUCAUAUACAUAAAAGUAAAUAAAUAAACCUUUAAAAACAAAACAAAACCAAAAACCAGAAAUGCUUUAAUUUGUAAUGGCCACCUCUCAGAGGAAAAAAAUUAAAAAAUAAAACAUGGUGUGUUUAACCCGCCAUCCUUCAGAUGAUAUGACAGGGUACAGUUCAGAUGGACUCAGCUCAUCUCACAGGAGCCCCAGCAACUUGUACUAUGGUCUCACCCUGGGAUAUAUGUUAGAUGUGCUUUAUUUUCUGAUGUCUGUCUUGAAAUGCAAACAAAAUGUGUGUGUGUGUGUGUGUGUGUGUGUGUGUGUGUGUAUGCAGCGGAUAUAUGGAUAUAUAGAUAUAUCUCUAUAUCUCUCUCUGUCUCUAUCUCUAUCUCUGUCUCCGUGUCUGUCCAUUCCCAUUACAUUUCUCCUGGAUUUUUGAGUGCUGUAUAUAGGGCACCACAAUUCUGUAUUGUUAGUAGCUUUGGUGAUUUUUCUUAAUUAAUGUAAAAGCCACUGGUUAGUAUAAUUGGAGAGUAGAAGUUGGUGCUUUCAAUCUAGUAUUUCCCCCAUUGUAUGUACAGUUAAGAACCACGAGAAAAGCAUGCAUGGAAAAUUAUGAACACAGUGUCUUUUCUAGAUGACUAAGCAUUUUCUCCUCUUUUGUGUUGGUUAAUGUUGAACUAGAGCAACCCGGUGCAUCAGUUCAGCUCAGAAGCCGUUUUCUAAACGAGAGGAAUUGGCUGGGGACCGUUUCGCUAAUAGUUACUGCCAGCAGCUGGAUCCUGCAUACAAAACACUUGUUCAUGUUUUCCUUGACCUGCUUUGACUGGGCCUGGUGCUAACUUAGUACUGAAUGGGUUCAGUCUGGUCUUUGGCAAGCAUCAUUUGGAGUAAUGAAUAGUAUAACAUCCAAAGGCUUAAAUGCCCUGGCACCGGCCCUGUGUCAGUAUGCUGAGCUAACCAUGGCAUUGUUCGGAAAGAAGGCCCUGGGUCUCUUUGGAAAUAGAAUCUUGGCUCGCGGACAGAGGUCUGUGUACACACAUCGGCCUUCUCUGUGCUCUAGCUAUGGCACUCAUUCACAAGGAGACUGUGGAAGCAGAGUUCUGAAGAGGUUCUUGAGUGCCUCUGUGUACACCCCAAAAAGUAGCUGAUAGAAAAACGGUAUAGACCUACAUUUUUAUUUCUGUGAAUUCACAUCAAAGGCUUCAGGAACAACCUCCCUAAACUGGAGAGCAGCGUUGACACUCACUGCUUCUGCUCCUCCAAAUCUCUCACCGAAAGCUGUUUUAAUCACAGAUUUUUGCUGUGGAACUUCGGAUGUUCCGAUUUUUUAUGUUUACUGCUCCAUCUGUAUUUGUAGUGAAAGGUCUAAAUUUGUCUCAGUUCAUCUCCACUCCGGGACUGGUGGGAUCUCAUGAGCACUUCCCCCUGAAUGCAAAGACACGAAGGAAUGUUUUCAGCGCAAAGACCGAAUGUGACAUAACCACUUGCCUUUCUUUUCUGAUUCUUAGUUUUGAAAAUGGAAUGUAAAUUUCACAGUUAGAGUCUGUCAGAAUGUACCUGAAGAAUCUGGGCACAUUACCAUCAUAGAAAGUCACGGAAACUCCUUGAUGUGGAUAUGUAAAUUACCCACAAGUGUGCAUUUAAAAUAUCUUUAUCCUGUGUUCCAAAACAAAACUGACAGGGUGCGGGUAGUUAGAUAGAACCAUGCAAAGCUUUCCUAGUUGAAAUAGUUAUGAUUUUGAUUUUUCACAAAACAAUGAUGAAAUAGAAAUAUAAUGGAGUAACUAUGGCUGUUUGUUUACACAGCAGUUUGGGGAAGGGGAAGCAGGCCAGCACAGCCAGGAGUAGUCACGCAUUGUGUCCUGGAAGUUGACUUAUCAGCUUUCCAACAAACAAACACCAGUUCUCAUAAGCUCCCCCAGUUGUUUUCCAGCAAUUGAAGUUCUGUCAUUCUAUUGUGGCAUCCGACUUAAGAGAUGAAAACUCUCCAAACCCUGUGGUUUGUCACCACACCAGCUCUUACCGUGAGUAAGAUAAAGCUGGCUUCACUGUUGACUAACUGGCCUCACUAAAGGCAGGGCUGGAUUGGAGAAAAUAGGUUCCUGCCACAUGUUCCUGAGGUUGGUUGAAAUAACACAGAGAUUACCAGAAAGUCAUUAUGACACCUGCUAGAUAACAAGUUGUUCAUUUCAUUAGCUAGUUUAUCUAUGCUAUGUGGGAUAGAGGACUAGAACUCGGGGAAACCUCGAAUUUCUUUGUGAGUUGUUUACUAAAAUAAUUUAUUUAAAUUUUACAUAGGUUGAAUUUCUGCCACAUAAUGGGCAUAAAUGUUAUUUAUUCCUUUCUUCUUAACAAUGGAGGAAAUGUUAAAUAAAUGUCAUGUGCUGUGAUAGAAAAUUUGCAUCACCCUGAAUUCUGAUCUCAGCACUUUUUUUAAAUACAGGUAGCAUCUCUUUACAGUAUAGUGUUAUUUUGAGGUCUUCAAAAGUAGGGUUGUGGUAAACACUCUGAGAACAUUAUGGAUAUAAAAACACUUGGUUCACCCAGUUUGGACAUGUGAUGGUUGUUUGUUUGUUCUAACUUUGUGAUACAGACCUGACUUUCAUAGUCAGGAGCUUGGGUACCUGCUUCAGCAUCAUGGACACUGGGAUUCCAGAUGUGAACUGUCACCUGUGACUUUACAAUUUUCAAAGGUAGCCUUGCUAGGUAGGCUAAACUGAGCUUCAACUUGUGUAAGUGCCGGGAUGACAGCAGACGUCAGCAUUCACCUUUAAGUAGUUCAAGUGUUCACGAUGAAGCAGAGCUGGGGAUAUAUUGUCAUGUUUAGCCAGAGAAGCUUACCGUUCUUGGGUUUUCUCUUGUGACAUUCGGUAGAACUAUUUUUCUAGAAGUUCUUAAAUGCUUUGGUCCAUUCUUAGAACUCCAGCCCUGAGAUAAUGUUGAGGCAGAUUUCUCGUGGUUUACCAGACAGCUUUCUGUCUUUACUUCUGUCAAUUUUGAUAUAAAGCUUCCAAAUUCUAGCUUUUAAAUCCAUGCAAAUGGUCCGCAGUAGUACCUGCAGGCAGCUUUGUGCUCUGAACCACAGGCCAAUUUUCCCCUUGAAAGAACUUGUAGAUACUGUCCUUCGGAAUGAGUUGAAGAGAUAGAGAGAGAGGAUCUUGUCCAUUAAACAAAUGGGAGAGGGGUGGGGUACAGUGGAAGUCCCCACUUCCUUUCCUUUAGACAAUGUCUACUGGUUACACCGUCACGUGCUCGUCUGGGGACCCUUUUCCUUUUUAUAGGAAGCUUCAUCGGGUAACAAUUUUCCACCCUUAUACAGUGACUAUACUCACAGGUGUUCUGACAACUCUCUAGAUACAAAAUGUGUAGAGAUACAUAACUAAUUUUACCAUCUUGAUCAGAGUAAUAGUCCUAUGAUCUUUUUUUUUUUCUAGAAUGGAUUUUCCCUUAUGAUUUACCCUUAUUUCUUGAUCAUCUUACCGGGCACAGUGCACUCAAUUUGUAUAGGACUGUGCGAGACAAAGCUCAUGUUCUGACUGCAAGGAUCAUGUUGGUACCUACCCUUUAGGAAACUUGCCAGUCAGAAAUUAGGGAGCCGGUUGUUUUAUUCCUGUGCUGCUGUCCGAGAACUCAUAAGCAAGCACAGAUUUUAAGUUUUAGAUAGAUAUUUUAUUCGAGCAUGUCAGAACAAGUGACCAGGACUUAGAGAGCAGCACGUGUGUCCCUGCAUUUAAAGGAGCAUAUCUGUCCCUGAAUUAAGGACUCUGAAUCAGCAUCCUGAAGGUGUGAUUUUUGAAGUAUUUAGUGUCUUUUAAAAAAAAAAAAAACAGACAUUUACAAUAUACUUGAAAAUAAAGAAUAAAACAGAGAUGCCCCACUGAGUUAAAUAUUUCAAAUCUUACUAUAUUUGCUUACUCUUAGGUCCACCCACUUAAUUCUUGAGGUCUGCAGAUAAUCUUUACAAAUAUAAAUGCAACAAAAUGAGUAAAUAAAAAAAAAUUUUAAAAAAUGGGCAGCGUAAGCCUGUGAAUCCACAGGUAGGGAGAGAAGUCCUUCCAAGACGCCAGAGUGAUGUACUGUUUUGUCUUGCCCACAGGCGGCCCUCAGGGAGUAUGUAGCAGGGUAAGUUGCCUUCUCAGCUGUCCACAGUGAAUCCUGCCAGGAGCUCAAAGGAAAUCAUUAGUCAUUCUUUGAUGCUCAUGCUAGUGGCUUGCUUCUCCAGAAGGUGCACUUUACUUAGCAAAGAAACCCGGGCGGGGCUGUACCACUUACCUUCUGGGAGAAAAAGACUAACACACUCAUUUCUACAAUUUCACUUUUUUUAAAAAAUAGAGUGAAAGUUUCAUUGGGAACAGCAUUAUAAGGGUUGAUUAUAAAAUCUGAAAUAAGGAAAAUUUUAAAUAUUUACGAAUUUUCUCAACAAACUGUCAAAAUUGAAUUUCAGUGUACCUUUCUUGAAGGAAUACUUAGACGUAACACAUUUAAGAAAUCUAUAUAUGAGAAAACAACGUUUUAACUGUUAAUAUAUUAUUUUUCUGACACCGUGGUUUAGAAAUGUUCCUAUCCAGUUCUGUGGCUGUCUCUCUGAAUAAGAACUUAAGGUUUCUUAUGUCUUUAUGGAUUUUGAAGAUAGAACAAAUGAUACUAAAGUCAGCAUAUGGGUUCAUAGUUCCUUCAUACUUGAUAGCAAAAUAAGAAUAGUCAAAUUCUUUAAAAGAUCAAUUCUAAUUACAAGCAGUACGUACAAUAAUAGUUACUCCCUAUUUUCAGUGUGUUCCUGUUGGAGAGUAUUCAUCCUGUGGGGAUAUAAUCGAGAAGAUAUUUUGGGGGAAUUCAUUUGAUGAGACCUGUAAAUGACUCUUGGAAGUAGAAAGAAAGGUUGUACACUCGUGUAACGUUAGGCUCACUGUUGAGUUACUGGGGUCUACUGUUCACUCCUCUCAGGACAUCCACCUUUCCUUGCCUCAGUAAGGAGUAUCAGAAAAACAAUAGACUCGUUCUUCCAGACAUAGAUUGAUCUAAAUGAAUUGGAGGAAGCUUUGUAGAGUUAGUCUUAUCUUUAACCACAACAAAUCUACUGUAAUUUUAAACCAGAAAUUAACAUUAGAUUCAAGUCAAUUUGAGUAUGUAAAACAUAUGGAACUGAAAACCACAGCAUCUGAAGCCACACUUUCCUCAGCCUAGCAGAUGGCAACAAAGAAGCAAAGCCAAUGUCACAAUAUGAACAGAAGAAGAGUUUAGUCCCGUUUUUUAAGGCAGAGGUGUGUGGUGUUUAAGUUAACAAAAGGAAAUAUGUUGUUGUAAAUUAUUUUUACUCUUGCUAAACUAAGUAUUUUAUUUUGCUAACCAUACAUUUAAACUACAUUAUACUGUACAGAAAACAUAUUAAAAAUUCAGAAGAAUUCAUAUAUAGACCACAACACAGUUGAACAGAAAUUCAUUUAAUCAAAUUGCACGUGGAGAGAAUUCAUUGACUUCUGUUAGCAAUGCAUGGUUUCCUAGGACCCGCGCUGCUAAUCCCUGUUAGAUCCGAGGGAAUGUGUACAUGUUUGUGUAUAAGGUAUGGGCAGAGCCGCGAUUCCUGAUCCUGUCCUCAAGAAGGAUAUUUCACAAAGUAUCAGAGAAUAAGUGAGGUUUACAUGAAACAAAUAGCAGUGAGGCACAUACCAACAAGAAAUGUGCAGUCAGGUCUGCAGUGCGCAUAACAAAAAACACACAGUCGGGUCUGCAGUGCACAUAACAAGAAACUCACAGUCAGGUCUGCGGUGCACAUAACAAGAAACUCACAGUCAGGUCUGCGGUGCACAUAACAAGAAACUCACAGUCAGGUCUGCAGUGCACAUAACAAGAAACUCACAGUCAGGUCUGCGGUGCACAUAACAAUGAGAAGCACAGUCAGGUCUGCAGUGCACAUAACAAGAAGCUCACAGUCAGGUCUGCAGUGCACAUAACAAGAAGCUCACAGUCAGGUCUGCAGUGCACAUAACAAGAAACUCACAGUCAGGUCUGCGGUGCACAUAACAAUGAGAAGCACAGUCAGGUCUGCAGUGCACAUAACAAGAAGCUCACAGUCAGGUCUGCAGUGCACAUAACAAGAAGCUCACAGUCAGGUCUGCAGUGCACAUAACAAGAAGCUCACAGUCAGGUCUGCAGUGGGCAGGGUGCUGGAGGAGAAGGGAUCCAGGCAGACCCCACUCCAACUGAACCACAUACAAAACAAGACCGGGAAACAGGGAAAUGAGCUUUCUGUUGCUGUGAUUUUUGUCCUUUAAGUUAAAAUGUAUGUAGCAUUUACUCAAGAGUUUAUUCAAGAAAGAUGUCAUUUAAGCAGUGGCAAACUCGCUGAAGUAUGGGAAGGACCAAUAACCGUUAAUUACUAUUGGUGGUGGUGGGAGGUUUAUGCCGUGUCCUCUAGAGAGCAGUUGCGAUGCACUGUGAGCCUCAGCUCUCACAAGUGCUUGUUGUGGUUGCUUUGCUUUUUCCUUAUAGUUUUUUCCAGGUUAUACAUUGCAGAGUUAAAAAAAAAUCCCGCUUUGCCUUAGAUGAGUAGUUGUAGAUGGUAAGACUUUUACAUUAAAGCUUAAUUGAUUUUAAUAGCUUUCUUCUUAAGUUUGUUUUAAAUGUCUCUCUACACUAAGGAAACAAACAGAAAGCAAAACUUGGGAGAUGGGAGUUAAUUCACUGGUUAUUUUAGCAUAUGGAUAAAGAGUAUAGUUUUGUAUUAUUGCUUAACAGCCUACAACAUACAGUCAGGUAUUUGAAAACUCCAGAUGUACAAAACCCCUCAUGGAAUAAAAUUGCAAGGCACGUGUCUCUGCUCUGGAGGCAGAGGAUGCUAAAGUCUCUUGCAAUAGGCAACUUUAGUCAGAGCCUCUGAUAAUUUAUUCUCUGAGGGUUAAAAAGGUCACCUGUGUAAAGUUCUCCUGAGUUCAAGCUGUAUACAAUCACAAGGACAAGCUGCACGAGGCACAGACAUGUUUUUCCAUAGAGUCAUAAAAACAGUGAAUUGUGUGCGCUACAUCUAGGAGGAACACGAAAACAGUCCAAGAACAAUUUGUUGUUUUGAGGAAAUUGUGGUCACCUCAGUCAUUCUUAAUUUUUUUGGACGGUUGGGGUGGGGUGGAGUCCUCCAUUCUUGGACCAUGUUCUGACCAACAGUCUCAGACUCCAGUUCCUAAGCAAAACUUGGUCCUGCUACCAGAAAGACCAGUGCACAGUGUACAGACUGCUUGUGAGGUGCUGCAUAUCCAUAGGGCCUACAGCAGUGUGCUGCUUUAGAGCCUCGAGUGGGGCUGUGAACGCCAGAAGCUGCUCACAAAGAUACCAGACAGGGCAGAGAAGAGACUAGAUUACAAGUCCAGAGAGAAGAGGCCAAGAAUUCUCAGUGGUAAAAAUCACAGACAGAAUGUCAAGGGCAUAGGAAUGUCUGGAAGAAGUCGACAAGAUUUAGUUGAUAGGUGUCUGCAGGUUUUUUUUGAUAUGAAUGUCUCCGCCAACUAGAGCAAGAAAUGUCCUGAUGAGAUGAAGAUAGAAAGCAUAAAUGGCUGGUUCAUCCAAGCCAUUCACACCCUCACCUAUAUUCAAGAAAACAUAUAUUUCUAGCAUCUUACUGUUAAGUGAAUUACCAUCUGUAGUAUUUUAAAAUAGGUUUACUUAAAAGAAUAUUGCAUCACAGCAAAUUUUGGUUAAAAAUCUUACCCUGAAAAAUGUGUUACCUAGAUUAUACAUGUUACAUUAUGUUAUUAUGUUACUAUGCAUAUUAUAUUGUGAUUAUUAUCUCCUUUAAUAUGAAAAGUGAAAGGAUGAAGUGCUGUCCAUUGCUAUGUUUAAAGUUAUGUUUGCUAAGAUUAAAAGAUUACUUGAUUGUGAGGGCGCUAUGGCCUCGGUGGCUACUCCACACUGCAGGCACUGUGAGGAGGAGGGGUCGAGAUGGAAGAAGUAGUUAGUUCAUGGGAAGCCGACCUGCAAUCCUACAUCUGUGUCUGGCCCCUCUCCAUCACUCUCACUGCCCCCUGGCUAUCAUGCUUUGCCACCACCAUAGCCGUUCAGCAUAUUUGUGCCUUGCCAUGAGUGGACUCAAACCUGCAACAAAGACAGAAUGGAUGUUUUUCUCCUCGGUCUGAUUAUUUUAGGCAUUUUUUUUCCAUAGGUAACUAACACCAUGGAUCCAACCAGGCAGAAGUUUGGAGCAAGUUUUGCUUGUUAGAAUAUUCUUCCUGGUGAAAUAGACUUACUCUUAGUUUCUUGUGGCUCCCUCACUGUUGCAGGCCAGCUCUCCAGUCAGGUCGUUCUGUGCAGCCAUGGUUGACCCUGAAGAAGUCAUCAGCUAAGGCUGUAUGCUGCCUCCAAGUCAGUGAGCCUGGGUCCAUGCGUGAAGGGAGAUUGGCUGUCUAUCUCCACCCCAGUGCAUUGUAAGCCUACUCUUAAUUGACUGAACUCUUUUCAUAUCUUAACUUUGAGUUGAAUUAUCUCUAUGACAAGCAACAAGAACAACUCACACUCAUUCAGUCAAGGACUUAACUGGUUCUUGUGAAUAAUCUCAGAAAUUGAGUAGGUUUCAGAUUUUCCUUCAUUCUGUAAUUCCAGCUCCACCCUCUGAGAUUUUUCAUUACUCAAUUCUCUUUGAUGAAUGGGCCUUAUUCUCUGAUGUGACCAAGUGCAAUGGUUCUCCACUGUAUAGCAUAUGAUCUGUAGCAAGAUGGAGAAUCUGUUGUUAGGCAAUUUUUGUACAGACUCAGCCUUGAUGUAGGUCAGAGUAACUAGAGAAGGCUAGGUGGCUAAACCUAGACUCCACCCUCUACUCUUGGGUCUAGGGUGAAUUCAUCUUCUGCUAGGUACCCAUGGCCUGCAAGUAGAUGCCAGGCAGGGCUUGUGAACGAGGGAGAGGAAGAUACCUAGAAAUCAUGAGACAGAGUUGGGGAUAAACAUCUCUGGCUGUCGGGCUGCUGUAUUGUAGUGACUGGCGCUUCUUGGUCUUUGGCUGUUGCAUGGAGCUAAACUUAAACUUGUUAGCUGUAAAGCUGUCUCAGAGUUGGACAUCCACCUGAGGGAGGCAGGGCACAGGACUGGUAAUCAAAACUUGAAAUUGAUGUUUGACUUUCAUCUUGUCUGUUUUGUUCUGGUUUACCUCCGGGUGAAGAUAAUAAUCAGGAAAAAUGAGGAAUCAAGGAGUUUAGAUAAUUCAAGGUGUGGGCACAGUUAAGUCCCUAAAAGCUGACUUUUGGGUCAAUUUGCAACUCUAAGGAUAAAAGAAAAAUGAACACAACUCCCUCACCUUGAGCUGCAUUGAGAUGUUUACCUGCUGUAGCGAGAUGCUGUGUUCAUUCUGGGCACCUGCUGUAUGGAAGGGAACUAGACCCUAGGAAAGUUUCAUUUGCUUAUGAGAGUUUAUUUUAUUUCAUUUUUGUAAACUGACAGCGCUUGAUUGCCAUGCCUAUACUAAAUGGUUAAGAUUGCAGAGUGACACUUAUUAAUUAUACCAGAUUUCUAGUUUUAAUUAGAGACUCUCUUCUGAGACCAAACCUUUUACCAUUAGGCUGGUUGAAACCUGUGAGAUAAAAAGGGAGAGUUCUUUCAGAAAAUUAUUUACAUGAUUUUAAUUAAUGAUUAUAAUCUCCAUGGUCAUUUUUGCAAAAGAGCAUUUAACCUGUAACCACUUUUCAUAAUUUGCAUUUUGCAAAAAUAUGUUGGCCCUGCAGGCUUACUGUCUUUCAGAGGUGUGCGUGUGUGUGUGUGUGUGUGUGUGUGUGUGUGUGUGUAACAUGACAAUUAUUUUAGGUAAGUUUUAUUUCACUCCCCUCACAGCCCCAUUUCCUACCUUAACACCUGUUUCUCAUGCAGAGCAAACCAAUUGGCAGAUAAGUAAAAUUUGCUUUCUUUUUUCUUUUUUGCCAAGACAGAACAUAGCCUUUGGCAAGGUUACCUUUGAAAACAGUUUUUUCCUGCAGAGACCCUAUACAAGCAGCAUCGCUGUUGCCAGGAUCCUCUUCCUAAUGAAGGGUCGCAGAGACGCUGUGUUCUUUCUCAUUGCUUGAGGCAUGAAGCACGGAUGUGUAGCGUUUCUUCUGAGAAAAGGCACUCCUGCUUUUCAAACAGAAGCCAGCAGUUUAACCUUCCAGGAGGAAGGUCAGUGUUAACUUUUAUUGAUAAUACAGAAGAAAGCCACUUUAUAAGAAUAUGAAAGAUGAGUUUUUUGCUAAGUAGAAAUGACUAAACACAGUGAAUCUUAACACCUUUUUAAUAAGAAUACUCCAGAACUCUUUUAUAUUUCCAAAAUUGCUUUUCACCUCCCCUCUUACUGAUUAGAUGUAUGCAUUGGUGGAGACUUGGUAAGGACUCCGUGUGUACAAUGAUGUAUUCUCAGUCAUAUAUGGCUUCAUGGUUUUUAGAGUGUAUACAUACCUCACAAACUUUUAAAAGGUAUCUAUGGAUUUUUUUUCAUAAACCCUGAGAUUGAAGUUUUGUUUUACAGGUUGGCAAAUCGUAGAGAGCAGGAGGAAGGGAGGGUGAUCUUCCUGUGUGUCUGGUGAGACAGUCACUGCCUUAACGUCUGCUCUCUGUGACGGGGGUGUGGGCAAGCCAUUAAGAAGCUUGCUUUAUUUCCUUCAUGCUAAGGGAUGCUUUCCACAGUAAAGAUUUUUCAGAUUUCAUCCCUACUUAAACAUUGAUUACUUUUCACUUUUUUCCUUAUGUCUUUACCCAUUCUGAUCAAUUUCCUAAGCUUUGAGCAACGCUUCUGUAUAAGCUUGCAUUCCUAUACAAGGGUGAAAUAACUAAUUGUUUACUCUGCUAGAGAGCCUUGCACCUCUGUGUUGCACUGUCUGAAUGGUGGGACCUUUGACAUCAGAGCAUAGUGAGAGGGUCAUAGGUCACUGAGUAUGUACAAGCCUUUUGCUUUUUCUUGAGUCCCUAGGCAGGCUGGAGUGACUCUUCAGGUUUCGUCAUAGGAUGUAAUGUCUUCCUACAUUCACUCCAUCUUUUUGGUAUUUCCUAUAUACAUACAUAUACACAUACAUACACACACACACACACACACACACACACACACACACACACACACACACACGUGUGUGUGUGUGUGUUAUAUUACAAUGGCUUACAGGCUGUGCUCCAUCUAGUUCUACAAUGGUUGUCUACCAAGGAAUGAGUAGUUCAGUCCAUGAUGCUGGAUGUCUCAGCUGGUCUUCAGUGUACCCAGAAUUCUAAGAAGUGGGCUCUGCAGGCAGUAAAGGAGUGACUUGCCAGUGAGAGCGAGACAAGGAGGUAAAGAGAGCAAGCUUCCGUUUUCCAUGUCUUUUAUCCAGGCUGCCAGCAGAAGCUGUGGCCCAGAUUACGGGUGGAUCUUCCCAGGUCUAAGAUCCGAAUUAGAAGUGGGCCUUCCCACUUCAAAUGAAUUAAUUAAGAGAAACCCCUCACAGUUGUGCCUAGCCAUUUGCCUUUUUGUGAAUUCUAGUUGCAGUCUAGUUGACAGCCCAGAGUAGCCCCCACACCUCCCAUCAAGAGGCUCUCACCCAAGCGGAGCUGGCACCGGUGCCAUGGCCAGGAACCUACACAGCAGACAGAGAUGUAACCCUGUUUCCUGUACCCAGCCUCAGCUACAUUGUUAUGGUUACAGAAAGUGAAUUAAUGCAGCCACAUUCUUCUUUUCUUAGAACACUACUUUAGAACAAAUAAGUACUUUUUCUCCAAUCCCUGAUAACUUGUCACAUAACUUGUCCUUAACUUCCUAGGAGGUGGAAUUGCUUUCCACGGUGUUUCUAGUUUUAAUUACCCCAUUUAAAUUAUCAUUUUUGAUUCAUAAUAACAUCUCUGUGGGGACUAUGCAACUAUAUGUGUUAGAUAACAAUGAAAGGUGGGAAUAUACUGCUUUCAUAGUUCCUGACACAUACACUUACUCAUUUUUAUGAAAACUAGUGAACAUUUUCUUACAUUAGCAGUGACCAUUUUAUAAAUAUUAUGUCUCCUCAAAUUUUUAUAUUAUUAGCAAAUCCAAGUCAAGGAAACUUCUAUAUACCUGGAAAAAACACAGUACCAAAGAAUUUAAAUAUAAGCUUGUUGUCAAUAAAUAAUGUUCCAGUGUUUUAACUUAAAAAGAAAUAAACCAAAUGUCUUAGUUAAGAUUUCUAAGACAGUUUGAGGAGGGAAAGGUUUGUUUGGCUUAUACUUCCAUAUCACAUUUGGUUUGUCAUCAGAGAAUGUCAGGGCCAGAACACAAGGCAGGAACACAAGUGUUGGCCUUGGGGGGAUGCUGGUUACCAAUUUUCUCAGGAUUGACUCCACCCACAUUGGGCUAGGUCCUCCCACUUUGAUCAUUAAUCAAAGAUCCCCACAAAAUUGACUACAGGCCGUCUUCUGAAAGCAUUUUUUUGGUUGUGAUUCCCUCUUUCCAGAUGCCUUUUUUUUGGGGGGGGGUAGUGGUGGUGGGGAAUCAGGUUGACCAAAAAAUCAGCUGGGAUAUCAUAUGUUAAAUGUAUGCCUAUUAUUUCCCUCAAGUUUCAGGCUCAAGUCCUGUUGUGUUCAGUAGACAUUGUUUCCUUGGUGUCAUGUCAGUCACCUCUGGCUCUUACAGUCUUUCUGUCUCUUCUAGACCUCUGAGCCAGCAGGGAGGGCUCUGUUGAAGACAUCCCAUUUAGUACUGAGUGUUGUAAAGUCCUUCCGUCCCUGCAUCAUGCCCAGCUGUGGGUCUCACUGUCACUUUCCCCCCCACUGCAAGAAGCUUCUUUGAUAUGAAUGGAGAAAUGGAUUGAACUGCAUCUCAGCUCAGUGUGACUACAGAGCGUCUCUGUAGACAGUGUGUCUGUAGACUGCACCAGACUCAGGAGUGGAGGUGGGCUAGAGAGGAAGGGCAGUUGGAAAUAUAUAGGGGGCCCUGGGUCCACACCAAGAUAUAGAGUCCCCAGAGAAUGGAGGCAGGUUGGGAAGGGGGUGGGGGGACCCUUCAGGCAGUCAGUGGUGUCAAAAGUCUAUAUGGCAAGAUAGCUCUAUUGUAUUUCUACAGGAAAAUAAGGCUUGAACUAUAGUUAGUCCUUUUUUAAAGCCUCAUUUAUUUAAUCAGCAGUUACAUUUACUUAGUUUUAGCUUUUCUCAAUUAUGUUUGCUUUAAAUCCUGUAUGUUCAUUUGCAUCAGCCAUAUCACUGUUUCUCUGAGAUCUAUUAAAUAACUCAGGUGCCUGCAGUCAGUAGGUGGUGGUGUUCAAUUCUCUACAAAGUGCUGUGCAAUAUAGAAACACCAUGCUUAAUAUCUGCCUCCCUACCUUGUUUCUUAAUUGGAUCUGUGCUCUAGGGGGGCAUUAGGUUGAAGUGAACAACAGUGUGGGAACAACAUUACAUUCCUGGAACCCAGUCAAUUAAUCACACAACACAUUUCAAAGGAAUUACUGCUAAGUAAUUGUUGUAUAAAUUAGGCCCAUUGCAAUUGCUGGGUAGUAAACAAGGUACACACUUGGCUUCUGCAACCUGCAAUACUUACAGGCUCUCUCCCUCUAACCCCUGUGAGAUAAUCCUUAAAACCUCAUUGCUGGCACCCACAAAUAACUAUUCAUUUUUCAAAAUAAUCACAUUGGUUAUGUUUUUCCCUAGAGAGCCUAUAAUUACACAUUUAACUUUUUAAAGCACAGGUUAAUAAUGAUGGGAUUUUUGAGUUUGAAGGUAUUUUACUUUUCUCUAAUGACUUUGUCUGGUCCUUGUAUAAUACUGAGAUAAUAUAAAAAUGAGCAAAGAAUUCUUCCCAUUUAAUAGAAUUAAAGCUCCACCCAGUGGUUUUCAUCACACCAGAUACAUCAGUUCUGUUUUCAUUUUUAACUAGGAGCCAACAGUUAUAUCUUGAGCUGUCUGUAUUGUAGGAAUGUAUCCAACUUUCUGUAAAGGCCUCUUCUGGAAAGUGUUUUAGAAUCACUUUACUUCAUCUUCAUCUGAAUUAUUUUUCCACAUCCUGGUCAAAGCUGUUAAUCGAUGGCCUCCCCGUUCUCAUGAAAGGGAACAGCCAAGAUUUCUAGUAGGGAUUCUUAAUACAUUUUGCUAAAGUUGGAUGGUGUUAUUCCUAUAUCACCAUUGCUCAGAUACCAAUGGUGUUGACCCUCAGGUUUCUAAGAUAAGAACAACAGAACCAAAACAGAGCAAAACCAUGAUGAAGGCAACUCACUUAAGUACCGUGUUUAUUUCAUUUGUGAUCCACUGUUGCAUAGGUUCCCAUCCUGGUGGGAAACACAGAAGCAGGCAGGCACGGCGCUGCAACAGCAGCCAGGAUCACAAACACUAGGCAGAGAGAGAGACACCUGGGAAUGACAUAGGGCUUCUGGGACUUCAAAACCUUAAAGUCUGCUUUAACAACUCACCUCCUCCAACAAGGCUAAACCUUCUAAACCUUCCUAAACAGUUCCACCAGCCUGGGACCAAGUAUUCAAACUUGUGGGGACCGUUCCCAGUCAAACCACCAUAUCUCAUUAGUGAUUGCGAUACAGAUCAAUCUAGUCUAGAGGAAGACCAGAUCAUGGAGAUGUAGGGCUUCCUUCAUGGUUUCAGGCUGUAGAAAAAUAUUUUUUGUAGGACUAGAAAGACAAAGGAAGAAAAUAGGGCUUAGGAUCUUGCUUUCCACUUUUUGGAAUGAGUUUUCCUUUCCAUGGAAUACAGUAACUGGCACUAAUACAUUAGUUCAAUGGGAAUUUCUCUUGCAUUCAUCAGAUGCUGACUGGAUUAGACACAUCUCCCUGCAUUUCCACAGAAUUCAACCUGAUGGAAUUCCUAGUUGGCCAUUGCUUGAUACUCAUCUCUGUAAGGAAAAGUCCUGUCUUUACUGUUUCUUGACAGAGUCUGGAAGUUAAGUGAAUAGGGAUGUCAGUUACUUUUUCUGUUGUUAAAAACAAAACAAAAACAAAAGCAAGAAGAAAAAAAAAACCCACCAUGAACAAAGCAGCUUAUAGAAGAGUUUCUUUGGGCGUCUAGUUCCAGGUGGUUUGAGUGCAUGAUGGUGGGGCGGAGUCAGCAGCAGCAGGCAUGGCAGCCAGAGCAGAAGCUGAGACCUCACACCUUGAGCCACAACCUCAAAGCAGAGAGAGCAAGCUAGGAACAUACUCUCUCCAGCAAGACCGCACACCCUAAGCCUGCUCAAAUAGCACCACUGCCUGAGAAGCAAGUAUUCAAAUGCCCGCAAUACACAAGUCUCUGGCUCCACCCACCACCGUGGGAUACAUAUGCCAAGGAAGAGCAAGCAAACAGGCAGCACAUUGCAGAUCCCUCUGUUUCUGAAGUGAGGAUUCCUUUAUUACACUCCCGUGGGUCAUUUCUGCCGUUUGCAUCUUGAGACUGUCCUUUUCUGCCUGUUGCUUGCAUUCGAGUGUCUAACAACUGUCUCAUUUCAACAUUGUGUUGUAACAGCUUCAGAGAUUUUACACGAAGCUUCUGUGGUAAUCGUAACUCUUUAUGUUUUGCCAAAUGAUCUCUUUAAAACUUAGCUGCAUAAAACUAAAUUGGUGGAGGAAAUGACAAAGAUGUUGGCUUUUAAACACACGGAAUUCUAAGUGAAAACCAAAGCCCGUGGAAACAAAUAAGAAUAUCAAGAAAAAGCUCAGCAGCGCCCAGGAUGCAUUUGUGCACCCUUCUGGCAGCAAGACACUAACACCACACGAGGACAGCAAAAGCAGGCAUGGAGUUAAGUCUGAGGCUGCCAGAGGAAAAUGUGUCUUUCUGUAGGAGAAAUUUGGCAAAUUCCGAUUCUGCAGAAGUUGUGUAGGAUGAAAGCCCAAAGUGUGCCUUUAAUUUAAGAAAUCCUGUUAUUUAGGCAACUUGAGUGGAGUUAUACUCUAAAAGGUAGGAUGUAGAACUUACAUAUUUUAAAAUUUAGAUUAUUUUAUCUGUAGGGGUGUUUUCCCUGCGUGUACAUGUAUGUGCAUCUCAUGUGUGCCUGGUACACAAGGUGGUCAAGGUCAAAUCUCCUGGAACUGGAGUUACGUUGUCAGCCACUGUAUGAGAGUUGGGAAUGGAACCUGUAACUUCUGCAGGAACAAAAUCCCUCUGAGCCAUCUCUCCUGCUGCUGGAACUUGACUUUUAAUGUAGGGAUGAGUAAACAGAAGACAGGGAAGAAAGGGCUGCACUCUGAAUGACUUAGUUUACACUCACAAAGGCAUGGGCAAGUGUGACGGGAGUUUCUCUUAGGGUUUAGGAAGCAAGUUUUCAUUUAGUUGUUUGUUUUGGAGGUUAGUAUUUAAUUACAUUUCUCCAUCCCUUUCCUCCCCCAAACUCUCCCAUAUACCCCUCUCCACUCUCCAUCAAAUCCAUGGGCUCCUUUUCACUAAUUGCUAUUGCAUGCUUAUAGGUAUUUGUAUAAGCAUGCAUGUUCCUAGCUGUUGAGUCCAUAUGGUGGUAUGUGUUUUUAGGAGUGAUCAUUUCGCCCUGGAUAGCCAGUUGGUGUGCUCUUCCCUUGAGAGGAGCGACCACCUUUCCUGUUCCCUGCUUUACUCUGUUGCUAUGGUUCUUUCAGUAGGGCUUGGGCCUCUGUCGGGUUUGGUGUGCUCCCUGUGACACCCUCGCUUGGCUGGUAAGUUGGUGGGAAUAUGAGUAUAACUUCUGACAUCACUAGGAGAUAUGACAUCACAGCCAAGUCCCUGGUCCUCUGGCUCUUGCCUUCCUGUCUUCUGCCAUGUUCCCUGAACCCUAGGCACGUGAGCAUUUCCUGGAUAUAUCCACUGGGACUUGGCUGUCUAAGUCUCCAUUUCAGUUGUGGUUUUUCUGUACUGGUCUUGCUUUGAUGCAAAGAACAGUUUAAUAAGUAUGUUUUGAGAAUCAAAGAAAAGAGUAAAAAAAGAAGAAAGGGAGUAAAUGGGGAGAGGAGGAGGAGAAGAACAAGGGGAGGGGAGGAGGGAGAGCCGAGGACCAAGUGCUUUGGAACUAAAGUGGUAUCAGGUGGCUGAUGAACAGUGGAUGGCUAGCAGGCAUUCCAGCGACCCUCACAGGCAGAGACGGCAGUGAUGGCUUCUGUUCCGUGUCUAAUUUGGAAUAAGCUUACUGGACAUAGAACACAAAUGGAGCUUUUGGUUUUCAGUUGUUCCGUUCUGAAGUGGGUUGUUCUGCCAUUAUAGAGCAGUGUUAUACCUCAGACACCAUAAGGAUAGGUAAAAUGUGGUGAACUUGCAAUCCUCAGACCUGCACUCCUUGUUUGGAGACGUGCCUUGAAGCCUCUUGCAUGGCAGUCAAGUCACAGGCUACACUUGAGUAGUGCACUGAUUUAGCGCUCAGGUCAUGCAUGCAGUAGUGGAGCUGGGUCUCAGUGGUGGAACUGAGGAAGUCCUAACGCUUUGAGAGUUUUGGUCUAAGUGUUUGAGUUUCUAUGUAAUUGCGGCUGCAUUUUCACUACUGAGAAACCUCAGCUAUUCAGCUUAUUAAAUAAAAUGUUUCAGACAUUCUCUAUCUGCUUUUUCAGCAAAAUUAUGGAACAUCUAGGGUUUAUAUAUCUGAACUCGUUCUUUGAGGAUUGCGUUUUAUUUCCAGGAAGGUGCUUCCUUAAAGGAAAGCCACACUGCACGUGCAGGCACGGGGUGGUGAAUGCUCUGGGCCUGGAUCUCAGUGUUUGGAGGAGUUUAUGGUUUGCUCACUCUGGAACUAGUCAGACUUAAUUCUCUCAGGCUCCCCUGUGCACAUAAUAAGGACCAGAGGUAGAGGAAGCUGUCCAAAGCAAGCUCUGUGUUUUAAUUAAGUGAUGUUAACGUCAAUACAUCUCUGUUGUUAGAAGUGCUGAGAUGUUAGCAGUUGAGGACGGUGUGCCCUAAUGGGUUUACCAUAACGAGCUCUGUUUGAUUUACUCAAUAGCUAUGACAGGAACACAGGCAGCUGCUUCUCAUUCCCUGGCUCCAAAGCAGUUGUAGUGAUAUGGUACAUCCUGAUUAAGUCACCUCUGUUGACUUUUCAUUUUCUGGACUUUUCUUUCUAAAUGUGGUGAUGAAAAGGACUCUGGAUUUCUCAGCAUGAAAAAUAAAACUGUAAGUAAUAGAGACAGUCUGUUAAAUACCUUCUAAUAAUGAAUGUUUCUGAAGACUGCAGUGGUUUUCAAGAGCUUUGUACACUUCUUAGAGAUUAGCACUGUCCUCAUGAAAACUGUCAGUGCUAAUCAAGUCAACACAUUUAGGAAAUACUUAUACUUAAAUACCAUAACUUCAAAGUAUUUUAAUUUGAUAUAUAUGCCAUGUAUUCAAACAAACACCUUUAGGACAGUGUGGUGGUUUGAAUAUGAGUGAUCCCCAUAGGCUCAGAUCUUUGAUGGGUUAGGCAUCAGGGAAUGACAAUAUUUGAGAAAGAUUAGGAGGUGUGGCUUUGUUGGAGAAAGAGUGUGUGUGUGUGUGUGGGGGGGGGGGGUGUUGAGGAUUCAGAAACCUGUGCCAGGCACAGUUUCUCUUUACUUUCUUCCAGUGCGACCCCUCCCCCACACCUCCCAAUUGUGAAUCAGGAUGUGGCUGCUUCUCUAACAUCCCAUUGUGCUUCUGCCUUGAGGAUAACGAACUAAACCUCCAAAACUGUAAGCAAGCAAGUUAAAUGCUUUCAUUUGUAAGCCUUGAAUGAUCAUGGUGUCUCUUCACAGUAGAGCAGUCACUCAGACACCAAAAGGAAGGCACUAACUUAGAGGGGACAGUUUCUGUAUGAGACUGUUUCUACAGACCAAGGGAGUGUCCUCUAUCUUCAAGAUGUUUUUAGGUCCUCAGCACUGUAACCUUAUUUUCAGGCAUCUGCAUGGGGGGAGUUUUAAAAGAACAGUGAUCAACAUUAGGAGUCACCAGCUCUCAUUCUGUCUUCCCCCAGCUGUUAGGGGCAUGGCGUCUUUUGAAACGAAGGAGGCAAAGAGACAUCUGCUUUACCAGCUGGUUAGUUUAAGAGGAAGAAGAGGUCUGACUUCCUCCCUGGUCAGGCAGAUCUCUCACUUGAAUUACAGUUUCUGGCUUUCUAAUGAAAAUGAUUCCCAUUGUUACUCUUAACUGAGCUUAUGUUUCUGCUUCAUGCCUGUUGUGGCACAAAACAUGUACAUGAAAAUCUAUUAAUACAUACAAUAAAAAGUAGCCUUUAAUAAUUAUUUCCUCCCAAAAUUGAAAAGUCCCCUUUGUUUGAAAAGUCCCCUUGUUUUUGCACAUGCGCGCACACACACACACACACACACACACCACUCAUUUCUCAUUAUCUUCUUUGACUUAAAUAUAUGUACGUCACAUUCAUGUUUUCAAAAUAAAAUAUGCAUUCUUGUCUAGCCUAGAUAUAGACAUAUGCUAACUUGUUAAAUUAACUCUAGGUCUCCUAAUUAGUUUUUCUCCCUGCUUAUAGAAAUAAAAAUUUUAUUUUGAAGAACACAAAUUAAAAGAAGAAUAAUUCAUAACAUUUUAAAGUUCAUCUAGAUGACAAAAAAUGACUGGCGAUCGUUAUAGAAAUUUGUCCCCCAGUUUAUUAACAAUUGUCCUUUUGACUUUGGCUGCCUCUAAUUCUUUGUAUUCAUUCUAUGAAAGUAAAAGAUAGAUUUUAGAGUCAUUUACCUAUGGCAGUAUUUUUCCCUCUAUUUUUCUUUUACUGAAAAUCAUUUCUUUUUUCAUACAGUAUAUUCUGAUAUGGUUUCCCCUCUCACAACUUCUCCAAGUUUCUCCCUCACCUUUUUCCCAUUAGAAUUUACAUCCUUUCUGUCCCUCCUUAGGAAGCAAGCAGGAUAUAUAUAUAUGUGUGUGUGUGUGUAAAAUGAGGUUAACGAUCUAAAUAUACCAGAAUAGGACCAAACAGAGAGAGGGAGAGAACAAACCAGCCCUAGCAAAACCUUUUGAGACAGAGACCAUCAAAUGAUGUCAUUGGGUUUGCUUUACUUCAACCGUCUACUUCUGGGUAUGGGGCCUGCUUUUAAGAGUGGUUCCUGUCCCCACUGAGACUCCCAUGGAGAAAACUGAGUUUUCAUUUGUAGUGAUUAUUAGUUGGAGGUAGCUUCUGGAUUAGGCAUGGGGGCUUGUGUUCACUUCUCUCAGUGCUGGGACUUCAUCUGGCGCAGGCUUAUGAAAGAACUGUGCAUGCUGCCACAGUGUCUUUGGUUUCUAUGUGCAUCAUUGAUGGUGUGCUUAGACACCCUAUUCUCUUCAUACCUUCCAUCCUCUUAGACUCUUGGCUUCCUUUUCCACAAGGUUUCCUGAACCCAGAGAAGAGGGCUUUGGUGCCAUUUAGGACUGAGUGCUCACUCUCUGUAUACUGUCCAGUUGUGAGACUCUGUAUGUGUUUCCAUUUGCUGCAGAAGAAAAUUUCACUGAUGAUGGCUGGUCGAAAUACUGACCUAUAUGUAUGUCUAUCAACAUGAAUAGAGCAGAAUUCCAUUAGGUUUCAUUUUGUGGCUGUGUUCUGAUAGCAGAACCAAACUGUUUUGUUUUCCCUAAGUCCCUGGCCUAUCUGCUCUGAGGUUCUUGGCCAACUGAGCAUUGGCAGGGAUGAGUUCCCAUGAAGUCGGCCUUAAAUCCAACCCCAUAUUGGCUGGUUACUCACAAGUUUUAUACCACUAAUGCACUAGUAUAUCAUUGUAGAUUGAAGAAUUUGUAGCUGAGUUGGUGUUUUCUCCUUCCUUAGCAGACUGGGCACCUUCUAGUACUGUGAAUGCUAUAGUCCAUAGGGCUGAAGGCUCUACGUAGGCCACAGCUUGGCCUCUUCUAAUUCUUAUCUACAUUUCAAGCAAGCAAGCAAGCAAGCAAGCAAGCAAGCAAACAAACCAACAAACCAAAAGGCAAAUUGUCCAUGCUGUUGACACUGAACGCUAGGUAAGCUCUACUACAAAGCUCCAUCCUAGCAACCCCGAAGACAGUCAGUCACUCAGCAGAUGCAGGUCACCCAAAAUCAAAAGAGGUUAACAUCUACUAAGAUGAGUGUUUACCAAAGUUUAUCUGAGUACUAAUCGUUAGGAUACCUGUAAUUCUUAUUUCUCAUAGCCUUGCCUCUAAAGCUUAAGAAAAUAAAAAGCUAAAGAUGUGUGCAGUGGCUGUUUCUGUGUUGCAGGUGCUCAUUCGACAGGGUCUGCUGGGGAUCUCUUUUAUCUACAAAUCAGGCAUUGAGAGUUCCCAUGCUGAAAGUAUUCUCACCAUGCCCUCAGCUAUCCAUGUCCAAGAUUGGUAUUUUCCCUAAAUUUUAUUUUGACCUAAGCCAGUAUUACCAUUAUAAAUGCUAUCCUCCAGGGAUCCGCUGCUCCCACUAGCAUAAGCCUUCACUUUGGGUUAAGACUUCUCAGAAAAUGUCUGCUGCCAUUAGAACUAUAUAUAUUUUAUUGUUGUUAAAAACACUAAUUUUUUUCUCUUUCUUUCUUUCUUUUUUUUUUUUUUUUUUUUUUUUUUGCUAGCUUUAACAAAAACAUCUUUGACUGAAAGUAUUUCAAAAUAAUUGAGUUUUGGUAAUUUACUAAAAUGAAUAUGUCAAAAUAUUUAAUUGCUAUCAAACAUUCUAUGUAUCCUUUAAUUAAUGCACAUCUUAAAGUGAACACAUUAGGUCACACAGCCAAAAAAUGAACACGGUUAUGAUAUUUUAGCAUGCUGAGUAAAAUGGUGAGAAAUGACAGAUUGGUUUGUUCAGUUUGUUCUCUUGAGUUCCAUAGUCUGUCUGGGCAAUGAGGGGCUGUGAAAUGUGGGCCCACGUAGUCAAAGUGGCAUCAUAGACUAGCCACUAACCAUCAGGAAGUGUCCAAGCAUGGUAGGUAGAAGAGGAAGCUCCCACUGGAGAAGACACACUGAUACGUAGUUAGAUCUCACUGCAUAAUUGGUUAGACUAUAAAAUGUACUUCAGAACUAUACUCUUAAUGGUAAGUCCUCAGUUUACCGUUGACUUUAUUUUAAUUUCCUCACAAGUGACAGAUAUUUACCAUUGUAAAUGAAUUCUUUUUUUUUCCUGCCUGAAUGACCCGUCAUGUAAGGUGGACUUACUGUAUUUAAGAAAUAGAGAGGAGCAAACCUAAGUCUUGAGGCCUAUAACUUAUUACAUUUACCCUAUCACCUUAAGGAAUUAAGCACAAAAUUAUGAAUAGGAAAUCUAUUAAAGAUGCUGUGGUCUUUAAGGGGUUGAAAAUCUUACAACAAUGCAUGAAUAGAGCAAGAGAUGGAGGCUGAGGAUGCAACCUAGAAUAGAGCGCUUGCUGCAUACGCGGGCCGUAAGUUCAGUUUCCGGUUUUUGGGGACAGAUGUUAUAUGAACAGAGAUACGAGUGAAUUCAAUUAUCCCUUUACUUUUCUACUGACGCAUGCACAGAAAUUUUUUUUCAUUUUAUCACUACCUUAGGAGUGUUUUCAGUUUGCCCAUUUAUCCAGUAAUGUUUGAAUUCAAACUGUGUAUGAGAGCAUUAACUCAUAGGAGUAAAAUUACUUCUGAGAAAGAAGGUAAAAGAAUAUAUAUGUAUGUAUAUAUGAUAAUAAAUUAUAUAUACAUAUAAUAAUAAAUUAAUACGAGGUGAAUAUUAACUCCAUUUCGUAUGACUCAAUCCCAUAUGUUGUAUGAAUACAAAAUUAAUAUACUUAUAUAAUGAGCUUACUCUAUUUUAUAUAAUUUAUUAAUGGAGUAUAUCACAUCUCUUUUAAAAUAUUCAGUUAGUAAAAAUAAGAUAUAUUAUAGUGGUCUUUUUAAAAACACAGUGUAGAAUCAAUGUUAUAUCAUAUCAUCAUGACCUUUAUCAUGAAUAUAAGAAGAAAAUAAUUCAUUUUUGGAAAAUAAUUUUCCUUAAUAAUACAAUGUAUUUUAUUUAUACUGAUACUCAGCCUUUACAUUUUAAAUGUUUCCUGCUUAAUUUCAAGAUAUGAAUAUCUUAUUUUAUCUCAUACUUAAUUGUCAAAAUUACUUUUUAUAUCAAUCAGUAAGAUAUCUUAAAGCUAUAUCCAUUCUGUUUUGAAGAGCUAAGAAUCCAAAUAAGAAAUUUGUUAUUUCAGCUAAAUAUUUAAAAAUCAUAAGUCUUACAGAUUUGUGAAAAUAUGCAAGAUAAUCUAAAUGACAAAGUAAUAAAUGGAGGAAAUUUAUAACAAUUUGCCUCCUAAAAUGAUAUAUUAAAAAGAAGCUUGAAUAUUUGAUAGUGCUCUCAAGUUGUAGAUUCAAACUAUACAACUGAAACAUGUUUUACAGAUUUCAUUUUAUUUAGAAAAAUUUAUAUGUAGUUAAUAAAAGAUACUAUUAUCUUUAAGAAUAGUAUGUGAACUAUUUCAAGUACUUUAAUAUUAAAUUCAUGGUUAUCAUAAGUCCUAUAAUCUUAUAAUGCAGUGAGUGAAGUAUAUAUUACACACAUGUACAUAGAUAUAAACAUACAUACAUACACAUAAAUACACACAUACAUAGACACACCCACAUACAUACAUGCACACACACACAAGCACGCACAUCAAUAACUCCAUAUUUCUGUCUUCUGGACCAUGGAGGGAUGCAGCCUCACUGGAAACCCUGUUAAAAUGCAGCUCUCAGGAGACCUGUGAGACCCUGUGGGACUUCAGGAGGCAUGUCUGCUCCAUGGCUAUGGGGUCAUCCAUGUGGUCUUUGUUUCUUAGAAGGAACUCUAAGGCAGAGGGCCUGCACACGGAGUGAACAUGUGCCAAGGAGGAGGGCCUGCACACGGAGUGAACAUGUGCAAUGGCUUUACUAAAGUCCGAGUUCCAAGAGCAGUGGAAAAACAAUGCUCAUUACCUAUAUUACUAAUUGUGAAAUUAUUUCUCAGAAAGUGAAACCUAAUGGACUCGUAAAGGAAAAUUGUCCUUCUGCAGCAUUCUUCAGGGCUUAAUAAGAGGCACGGUAGUGAUUGAUCGACAUCAAUAUAGGUGUGCCCACAAUAUGCAUUAAUAGAGGGGCAGAAUAUAAAUGGAGUACAAACAGUCUAUUUUAUUUUCAAAAUACCAAGUGAGAGUUAUUUCCACAAUUAUGAAUAUUUAAACAGUAUUAUAGCCUCUCAAUAUAUAACACAUGCAAACACACCCCAUCAUUUUUAUUACCAAAGAGGAAAAAAUAAUUAAAACUAUAAAAAGCGGCUUUUAGUGUCAUUUUAAUGUGUCUGUUAUUGCCAUCUAUCUCCAAGAGAUAAUAUGAAGAAGAAAUUGAGAAAUAAUACAUCAGUACAUGAUAAAUUUUAUUUAUAGCAAGCUGACUUUUAAAAAUAAAAUCACUUUUUUUUCCAUCCAAGGAAACCAUAGAGAACAUAAGACAGCCAUAUCUAUUUUAACGCUCUGCUCACGUCUACAUCAGUGCAAACAGAAGUGUACCCCACAACAUGGACCUUCGAUUUCAGUGUAGCAUGCUUUGUGUGAUUCCUACUCACUUUCCUUUUAAAGACAUUAAGUAUCAACUUGACUGAUUUUAGUAAGUACAUAUUUGAAUGAGUUCUGUUCUCUGGCACACACUUUAUCAAUUUCACACAGGCCCGCCCUUUGGAUGCACAGACCAGGAGCAGUUCAGAGAUGCGCUGUCUUAUCUAGUUGCUGACUAAGGGUUGUGCUGCCGUUCCUUGAACACACGGCAGGGUCUACAGUGGAGGGAGUAGACAGCUCAGGUCUGUGGAAGCUCAGCUCAGCACUGGGAAGUUGCUAGCUACCUGUUAGGUUAUUCUUGGUUACUCCACAACAUUUUGUAGUAAUGGAAGUACAGGGCUAAAAUCUUCAGAACGUGACCUGGCGAAGGCAGACCUUCCGGAUGGUCACUGGCACUGUGUCCUUUCCUUCCCGGGUCCCACAGAACCUCCUCUGUGUACAUUAAGACAUGUCUACUCUCCACCAUGAGAGGCGAAAGCAGUGCUCAGAGAGAAAAAUAAAAAUAACUUUCCAUGAACAUGCACCCUUUAAAAAAUACUCUUCACAUAACUGAAAAGAGCAUGCCAGAAGAUUGUGUCUUUAUAAUAUAACGAUAAUUGAGAUGUAAAAAGAGGAAAAGCAAAACACAAAAGAAAGUGAAAUAAAAAAGAGUAUAUGUAGGUGGCAGCAAUUGCAGUAAACUUGCGGUGUCAGUUCUCUGCGUUGUUUUGUUUGUUUUGUUGUUUUGCUUUGUUUUUUCAUUUUUCUUAAUUCUGUGUUUCCUUUUAUGAGCCUGUUCUGUUUAUACGCGAGGUGAAAGGGAAACCUCGCCUGUGGGAUUUGAUAACUUUACAUCAUGCUUUUACAAUUCUUUGUGCACUUUCUCAACACUGCACAUCUAUUAUAUAUUUUAAGUGACAGGAAAAUAAUGAUUUUUUGAUGAAAUGUAAUUAAUAAGUGGCUGAGUUUCAAAAAUAUUAUCAUGAAAAUUGUUUCAGUCUUUUAAUUUCUGGACUGUUGUGAUACAUUGCAUUAGGCCAGGGACUUUAGCUCUUUAAUAGUUUUCUAUAGCAUGAAAUUCAGCUUCUCCCUGCAACUGACUGCUUUGUGAUUAUUAUUUGUGGCUCCCUUCAGGAGUCUCUGCUCACUGCCUUCUUCCCAAUACCCGGAGAAAUAAUUGACGUUAAUUGUUGUUAGAAGGCCUGUGUUCACUUUAAUUGAUACUUACUUUAUUAAACUAUGAAUAUACAUGGGUGGAUUUCUGUCUUUAUAUUGGCUAGCCGUCAUGUCCAUGGCCACAGAAGCAUGAUGUCUGUAUGCUAAUAUGCUUACUUAAUCUUUAAUACAUUAUAUUUUAAUAAUAUAGGAAUGCCAAGCUACGGAAGAGCAAAUGAAAAGGUCAUUUUUUAUUCAUGUACUACUUAAUGUACCUUCUGCUUGUAGCUCAUUAUACAUGCAGUUGAGCUCAAUUUUUUAAAAGUGGAAAGCAUACCAAAUUAAACCACCAGUUUCAUAACUGAUGUUUCGUUUGUUAAAAACACUGCCCUUUUUUUCAAUUUUCUUUAUUCUGACUGCUUGUUACUCAUUUGUGGCCCUUUCUUCUCUGUUAUAGUCAAAAUCUCCAAUCCCAUUUCCAGCAGAAGACCACCACCUCUCAUCAGUAGACAGGCAAUAAAUACACAUCACACGCACAUGCGUGCUUUUAUCUGGGGAGCUCAGAGUUCUUGAUGUGUAAGGAACAUUUCCCAUGGCUUUUAAAAAGGAAGAAUGCAGCCCAGAGAGCUUAAGUGACUGAGGGAAGCCCACACCUGCACCACCAGCAACCGAGACUUUAAUUAAAUAUGUAUCCGUGAACAUACUUAAUUUCUUGACCUGGAUUUCAAGUUAUAAACCCUACUGGAUGAGUAACAAAACUGUGGACAGCCAGAAAUUGUUCUAGACCAUUCUAACACUAGCCCAGUGAGGGAAAGAACAACAACAGAGAUCAGCUGUGGAGAAGUCUGCCGGCCUCUCAGUAUGCAAAUCAGAAAAAUAAUUCACCUGGGCAUUUAAAAUGCAUGUCUCAGAAUCAUUUUCUUAGGCGUCAUGUGACUAUAGAUGGUCAGACCAGAGAAUGAGCAUCCAAGAGGUGGGGCUGAGCCAUGGCAGCAAGAGAAGCUCUCUGUGGAAUGAGGCUUCUGCCUUGUUCUCCUUGCUAAGGGUAAGCCAUCUUAGUGUAACUAAAUUCAUUGUGGAGAAGAAAGAGAUUAAUGAAGAUAAACUUUUAAUCUAAGAAAGCACAUUUUUCUGGAAAGUUGUAUGAGUGAAUGUAGGUGUGUGGUCUGCUGCCUGCCUUUGAUGGUGUUAGUGGGAAAGUUAAAGGUGUGGGGAUGAGUUAGGUCUGUCUUAUAUCCACCCUUAAUUAGUGCAGACUCAGCUGAUAUGUGUAGAUGUCAGUAUGAAAGGGUGGGUAAGAGUGAAUCACGUCCAUGUGUCGUAUUAUAGUGAGGAGGAGGGUGGGUGAAGUUACACCCUGGGACACAGCAGUCUGCAAGAGAGCAGCAGGAGACCUGGGAGAUGGGGGUGAAGGGAGAAGAGAGUGUGGGUGGCUUCCCAUGAAUCAGGACUUGAGGAGCACAGGUUGACGAGAAGGGUUUUCGGCAGUGUAUAGCUAGACAGUUACAGACAUGAUGUCAGUACCAACAGGUGAGCGAUCACCAAAAGCACCAGCAGGAAACACUUUUCCCCUGAUGCAGAGCACUUUCCGUGGGGUCAUUAGCAGGGGCAGCGAAGGACAGAUGAAAUCAAAGGCUAGUCUGAACCUAUAAGGACUUGCACUUAAUCUUCUUUAGCAUCUUAGUAAAACUGCUGAGUCAGGACUGCAGGAAGAGUUCAUUCCAUUUUCAAUGAAAUUGCUUGAUCAGAAUUCACUAAUUCCAGUCAAUAUAUUUUUAAUUUUAUGUCUAUAAAUACCAUAUAGAAUUUAUAGAAAUGUUUAGGUAACAUGUAAAAUACACUUAGCAUUUUGCUAAAUAUGUAAAAACUGGAUUUCUUUCCAAGUCUCAAUGCACAUAUGUGUACACAAGCACAUACACACAAACACACAAACUUACUUUAAAGUCAGGCUUUAUAUAAGAUUAUGAGAAUAUUUUUGUUUGCUCCCUCAAUUUUUCCCUUGUUACAUUUAGACACAUCCCAGGUAUUUUAAGUGCCUGUCAGUACAGCUGUUUUAUGGGAAAUGUGAGAGUAUUUGCUUAGAGACAUGAACAUUUCAGGAUACCAGACACCUGUGUGGUAAUGUAUAUUCAAACUUGAAGCCUGACCAUGAUGUUUUAGGUGGUCCCUGUCUUAGGGUUUCUAUUCCUGCACAAACACCAUGACCAAGAAGCAGUUGGGGAGGAAAGGGUUUAUUCGGCUUACACUUCCAUACUGCUGUUCAUCACCAAGGAAGUCAGGACUGGAACUCACACAGGGCAGGAAGCAGGAGCUGAUGCAGAGGCCACAGAGGGAUGUUCCUUACUGGCUUGCUUCCCCUGGCUUGCUCAGCCUGCUCUCUUAUAGAACCCAGGAUACCAGCCCAGAGAUGGUUCCACCCACAAGGGGCCUUUCCCCCUUGAUCACUAAUUGAGAAAAUGCCUUACAGCUGGAUCUCAUGGAGGCACUUCCCCAACUGAAGCUCCUUUCUCUGUGAUAACCCCAGCUGUGUCAAGUUGACAGAAAACUAGCCAGUACAAUCCCCUUUAGAGAAAAACAGCAAAGGAGGCAGGCAGUAUACCAGUGUCCUGAAAUAGUGGUCUUCACUUACAGCCAUGUUCCUGUAGCCUUUCCCACAGCAGCCUAGGGUCCGGCCAGCAGAGAAUUCCACCGGGCAGGAUGGGGCAUCCCUGAGCUUCAUCCUCCGGAGACACCACAGUCAAGCACUCUUAGCUCCCUCCCUGCUUGUGCAUGCUUUACCACGGCUCCCAGUUCUGAGUCCGACGGUGUUUCUCCAGGUGAUUUGACUGAAGCUUUCUUUAUUGUGUGGGAAGGCUCUCAAGUUUUGGAAAUGAUGGUUUUGAUUGUUUUCAAUCUAUUCACAAUAUAGUCAGCUAAGCAAUCAUCAAAUAUAGUGAAUACAGUCUUUGUAACUUACUUGAGCUCCAAGAGGCAGAGUCUAUAAUAAAAUCUGUAUAUAAUAAAAUCUUUUUUUCUCAGAUAAGAGGACAAGCAUGUAGACAAAUUAUGAGAAAGGGAUACAUCUUUAGCCUUUGAAUUAUUCCUAGCUUUAAAUUGUUUCACUCAGGAAAACUCCAUACACUCUGUAAUAUGCCCAAAUCUGCUAUUCACCAGAAAAACAAUGGUAGCUAAGGCUCUUUGCAUGAUUGUGAAAGAGAUCACAGUAAAGUAAUCCAGUAAGAAUCGUAGUUCAGUCAAUCAAUACACACACACAUACACACACACACACACACACACACACACA